GCGGAGAAGCAGCAAGUUCCCGGACCGUGAGGGGCUCUCGCGCGCAGAGCUGAAGACACCUCUGACUCUGCAGGUGUCAGAGCUCGAGGAGCAACCGAGGAGCCACGAGGAGGAGGGAAUUAUUGGGCCGCCGGAUCGAUAGCUUCCAAUGCAGUGAUGGAUCGAUUGGGCACGGUGCGCGAGACGUGGCUGCUGUGGCUGCUCGUGGCGGUUUUUUCCACCUCAAAUGCAGGUAAGCUGACAUUUCCAGAACUUUCUCCUCUUUUUUAGUCAGUUUAACUUUAACUGAAAAUGAAACAUGUAAAAAGUUUGAUUUAAAGGUUCCUCUUCUUUUCUCUGUCGCAUCAAUUGUCACCACCUGCCCCCCAGGCACUCAUGGGUAAUGAAGUUCAUGUUUCUCCAUCCUCAACAUGAGCUAAUUACAGCUCUUCUGCAGGAAACUCAAACCCUGUCAUUUAUGCAUUUGGACAAUUUCAGCUCUGUCUUUGUAAACUUGAUGUUUCAGGAUGAGUUCAUGUAAAAUAGACACCUUCAAAACUCCCCCUGAGUCAUUUUCCUCUCAGCUUUGGGUCUCCACUUUGACAGAUGAUUUUGUCAUGCUCGGUCCUGCAGGCCUGAACUGAAGCUCUUCAUUCUGGACUCAUGAAGCCCACUGCACAUUUGCUCGACAGUCAUAAGACAGGGGUCUAUUUGUCUGGACUUGUUCUGUCAUACCUGCUGCUGCUUCUGCUGCUGCUGCAUCACUCUUUGCUCUCAUACGGCAGCGUACAGGAUAUUUAACCUGUUCAGCUGGGUAAUGGGGAACAGACCGGGGUAAAUUAAAGUGGGCUGUACUGUGCUGCAACGCUUGGUUUCAUACAGCAGCCCCCGGAGCGGCACUGGAACCAUAUGAGGAGGGUCGUCCAUGUUUAUUAGGAUGAGUGGUUCCUGGAGCUAAACUGUGAAUACAUCUAUGUAAAUAUUUGAGUUUAGGAAACCUACACAACAGAAGGUAAAGCAGCUCUCCUAAACAAUCCUGAUGAAUGUUUGGCAUGUUAGAAAACGAUCAGCUUAAAUUACUUAAAAAUAGACAGGUUGCUCGAUUAUCAAAAACAGAUACCGACAUCUUCAUGAUGUUAUUUAACCCACCGCGUUAAAUCCCCAGUUUGUAAUUUUUCAGGUGUUACGGACCGGAAUAAUGUUUUGGCCAGGUGCCGAAACUUCCUGGAGUCUUCCUUUCAGCAUGAGGCUGCUAUGCAACCGUCGAUGACUAAGCCUCUGUUAGACAGCCAAAAAUGUCAAAGCGUUCCAAUAAAAGCUGAGCGUCAGCGUUAAUUCUUGACUUUGAAAACUGCAGUUGGCUCGACGGGCUUGACUCAAGAUGUGAUCCGUAAUUUAGAUUAUGUAAUACGACCAACAGAUCCAGAACAGCAACAGGUUUAGGUUAAAUUAGACACAUAUGAUAUCCUCAUGGGCUUAAUGAGUCAGCGUUAACAGGACUCAAUUCACCGAGAUCCAAGAGUGCAGGUGACUUGGCUCAGACUCCACCAUGUUGCCUCCACCUGGUCCGUCUGAGAAGACACAAUAAUGUUAAUAAUGAGUAAUGGUAUUAUCGCCCACCUGUGAUUCAACAGGUGAUAAACAGAAAGAGUAAACACGACAUGUUUACAGCGGUAAGGGAUAUUCCGGCAUAAUUUUAAUUUAGGGUCAAACACACUGCAGUUAGACACCCCCUCCAGAAUGUUGUCGACCGCUUGCUUCUCUAGUUAUACCAACUUUAGUGACAAACCUCAACCAAAACGCCACUCUAUAGCCACAAAUAAUGCUCAGAACAGCACCUAACUUCAUCAACAGGACAUAUAGGGUCACAGUCAUAGUACUAGACACCAAACAUCUUUUUAACUUUGACUCAUUUCUUUAGCAAAGAGACUAAACACAACUCACCUACUCUCUUCCAGCAGCCACUUGUUUGUACUGAGACCUCAGGCCAAUCCAUUAUGGACUACAGCGGGGUGAUGCAGCAUUUAUGAUCAUUACUUUAUCAUUUCCUUGAAGUAGUAAUCAUCAUAUUAAUCAUCACCCCGCUGUAGUUGUCCCUUACACCCACAAACCAUGAAAUAGUGUGUAGAAACAGGAAAAUUCAACAAUAUCUAGAUUGAAAUGCUCCCUUGCUCACUCCUCCCAUGAGUGAAAUGAUCUUCCAAGGAAAGUUUUUACCAUCAAAAAUUCUUCUUAUUAUUCCUCUUCUUCAUUUCCUACCAGGACGUCCCCUCAGGUCAUGAUUACCCGCUGAUUUAAACACUCUUAUAAAUAUUAUAAUCCAGUCCUACCGACUUUAAUGUUUCUGUUUCUGAACCUUUGCUGGUGACGAUCAGUCAUUCUGAAGUUUCAUCCAACGGCAUCAAACUGCACCAUCGGCACCUUGUAAGUCACUCACAUUUGGGUCAAACCUCACCCUGUCUGUGAAGGUCAUUACUGAGGUGACUAAUGUGACCCCUGACCCUCUGGGGUCAUCUGGGGUCAAACUCACUCAGGGUGUGAACCCUGUAGCGUCCACACCUGGCGGUCAGAGGAGUUGUAAAUAAAAUAUUUGCGAGUCGCCUUCCUGCUGAGGAGAAAAACAGAGAGAGAGAGUGAAAACAAACAGUAACGCUGACAUACAGAGGGUAUACUUUAAACUUUCGCCCCCUCCUCCUACUGGACCAACUCUGUCAUUACACCCAUUAUUUAACUGUCUGCAGUUACGUGUUCGUCUUGAUUUUGACCCUACUGUCAAAUGCAGUCACACACCUGGCUGUCAGCAGGUUCGGUGUGAAUUAUGAUUAUAGUUACCUCAGAAAUGUGGUCAUGUUACGGUCAAGCAUGUCACGGUCUGGCCUAAGGUGUUUCAGGCUCUUACCUGGCUCACCUUGUCUGUAUGUAACCUGUGCCUCAGGAAGACCUCACUCUCGUUUUUAUUGCUUUUGAAGAAUUUAAAGUAUUCGUCGGUCGGAAAACGGAUUCUGAUGUAACCUGGUGGCUGAUGUUAGUUCGUUAAAGUCAGAGAUGAACUUUUAUCCUGUUUUUAGAGGUCCGGUCCACGGUGUGUUUUGGACUCCGAGCAGAACUAAAGCUUCAUUCACUCUGUAAACUCAGCGGGUCCAGUCAGGAGUUUCUGCUCUAGUUUGAUUUGUCUGUUUGGUCAUAAAUAUGGUGAAUAACCGUGGUCCAGUGUGGACUUAGUCAUGGUUUAAACUGACUUAAAAAACAUGUAAAAUGUCCUUAUAUGGCAGUAAACUGAUGCCAUGAAAUCAAGUGAAUACGGUUUAAUCUCAAGGUUCAUAUAUAAUUGGAGGCAAGUGCAUAAUCUGUGAAUUUAACUAACACAAAGGAGAGGAUUCUGGUUUGUUUUUCAGUACUCAUGUGAUUAUACGUGUGGAUGGUUGUCCAGAUAUCAUGAGUAGAUACAGGCUGGUUAUUUAUUCUAAACCCACACUGGCUGAUUAAACAAACAAACUGAACGGUAACUUGUUUCUAAACAGUGAGGUUUCAGUAACUGUCAUGGAAGUGAGUGAAAAUUCAAUUUGAAAUAUAAAAUAUAUUGAAUAAAAAUAUUGAAUUUGCCUCCGGGGAUAAAUAAACUUCUUCUUCUUCUUCUUUAAAAAAGGCUGCUUACUCACUCUGCUGUCCAUCACUCUGUCGGACACUUUCCCCCUCACGGCGGUGUCAGAAGUUUCCCAGAGUAGUUAAUAACUUUGUUGCUGAUGGUCUCGUUUGCUUCUGAAUGUCAUAAAGAGGCACCAGUAUCAGUUUCAGUUUUUUUUUUAGAAAAUUCCUCUAGAACGUGCUGCUAGCUAAGAUAACCACGCAUAUUAGAUUUUGAUUGUGCUGCAGUAAUUAUUUAUUUUUUUAAUUGUUGUAUUUUGAUAAAUGUGAAUAGAUCAAAAUCCUAUAUAUUGAUCUAUUAUCAGCAUCAACAUUAAAGCUCAUUUAUGCUCAAUGUUACAUACGGAUCUGGGUGCAGACGGAGCUCCCAGUCUUUUCUUUUCGUCCGUGUUUUUGCACGUAUCCUUGAAGUUUACGGAUACGGACCAAACAGAGCAGUACCACUGGAAACCAUGGGGGGCAGUGUUGCUGCUGUAACAACCCGAUACCAGGAAAGUUUUCACCAAUGUUGAUAUCAAUCAGAACGUUUACAUGACACUCAAGAAAACCGAAUUAUCGCCUUAUUCCGAUUAAGACCGGACAUCUGAAGUGAAUGUAAACACUUUAGUCCGAUUGGAGUCAGAGAACUCCAAUGAAGACACCCAGAUAAUGCGAUUGGAAUUUGAUUUUUCUCUACCAUGUGAUGUAGCGCGUCCAUCAUGUCGGACAAAAACAACGCUGUACGAUGCUCCAUCUUCUUGUUUCGCCAAAAUGUCCAGCAGCAGUUGUAGACACUUCUGACGUCUGACACCGACCUGCUGUUGUUGUUGACGGUUGUUUGGGGUCGGAAACAGCGCCGCUGAAAAGACCCAUAUCGCCCCCUAGUGUUGGGGAGGAGGACACGUUCACGUCAAUAAUUCAAUUUUUCUCAGCUGGACAAGGAGAGAAGUCCGAUUAGGUGAAAAAAACAGAAUUAUGAGCUUAGUCUGAUUAAACUGUGACUGUAAACACAGGGACAGUGUCAGGAAUCAUAAUUUUGACUUUUCAGGCUCCGAUUCAACAACAAGGAAGUCAUUGUCGCCUCUCUCUGCAGUGCGUCGCUGCUUAUUCACUUUCUAGACACCAAACAUUAAAAUACCAAAAGUGAAAAAACAACAACAACGACAUCAUGCACGGGUUGAAUUUGUAGCUCAGGUGCUGUUCUGGUCUCACACCUUCAGUCACAUUGAGGCCGGUGGUUUUGAUUUGACAGCUGAUGGGAAACACCUGCUGUGACAUCAUGAACUGGGAGCUCGCCAGAGGCGCUACAGUAGCUCUUCUGCCACAUGUGGUCCAAUGUGGAAACCAUCUUUGUGGAUAUCAUAAGCCACGCUCAAGGCUCUGAGGAUGGUUAUAUUUGUCAUGAGAUUUACAUGAAAAUUUAUCCUGAUAUCCAGGCUCUCUGCAGGAUACCAACAAGAUCAUCUUUGGACUUUUUAUCAGGAAACAAAUUCAGCUUCUUCGGUAUUUUGAUUUGUGACUUCUUGCAAAAUUAAAGCCAGGUAGAAGUCAUGUUGGUGUCCGAACCUGAAAAUACCCCGAGUUGUGAGCGUCAGAGAGAUGAUUUGACUUUUUCAACAGGCGAUGGUUUCUGUCACCUGAGAAAACGGCGUACUUGCAGCAGCCUGCUCAUGUGAUCGAUCCAGGAGUGAGUCUGAACAGUGAUUGAUGAUGGCCCUUCUUGUAAUUGACAGCUGUGGACGGAUCGUUCGAAUGAGGUUUUUAGGUCAGUUGGAGCGGUGAGGAAUGUCUGAAGGCAUCCAUCACUGCAGACUUACAGAGCAGAGGAGACAAAAUGAUGAAGUGCAGGAAGAAAAAAAAGGGAAAACGUUCAAAAGCGGUACUUUUUUGGUGGUUUUUCACAGCUUUGACAAGAUUCAGCAGCGAUCAAGAAGAGAUCUGAGUGGUUGUGAAGCAGGUUUGACAUCAAAUCUUCACUAAAAACCAAAACAAACCGCCAACUUUCUGACGAGACGGCAAAGAUCUUUCAAGAAAUUCUUACAUCUGCUUUAAAGGCACAAUGAGGAGUUUUUAACUGAUGGAAAAACAGACUAAACAGAGACUAAAAAAACAGAGACUAAACACAACUCACCUACUCUCUUCCAAUUCCAUUAUGGACUACAGCGGGGUGAUGCAGCUCAAGGAAGAACAUUUAUGAUCAUUUCUUUAUCAUUUCCUUGAAGUAAUAAUCACCAUAUUUAUCAUUUUUAACUGCAGACGCGGUAGUUCUUCUGUCUUAGCGUCUCAGUCUGAUUGGUUGAGGUUUGUUUAUGGCUCCUCAGACCGCUGUGUAUUACUAUCCUGCGGUCGUUACUAAAGUUAGUAAAAAUAGAGAAGAAAGCGGUCGGCAACAUUCAUCUCUGGAGGGGGGGUCUAACUCGGUGUUACGGUGAGACUGACCCUAAAUUAAUUUUACGGCGAAUAUUCCUUGUAAAAAGCAAAAUAAAAACCAUCAGCAACAGGUCUGAGGAUUUUAUUUCUGUAAUAUUAAAGCCUUAACACUGUAAGUGUCAGACCAGAUGAAUGAAUCUGCAGAUAAGGACCCUUUUGGAUCAACCGUAUCUAUAAUCUAUACAUCUAUAUUAUGUCAUAGAUAUUUUGUAACAAUCAGCACAUCUACUCCAUCACUAAAUCUGUCAUCUUUCAUCUGUAUAACAUCUCUAGACUCUGUCCUUCACUCUGUGACUCUGUUGCUGAGACUCUCAUUCGUGCCUUCAUCACCUUGUUUACUGCGGUGGUGUCCAGUCUGGGGUAAAUCCCAGGACAGGCUCCAGUGUGUCCAGAACCAAACCCUGGCAGCACAUCACCUCCACCCUCAUCCACCUCCACCAGCUCACAAUAAACUCCAUCAUCAAAUACAAAGUACUGCUCCUCACCUGUAAAGCCCUUCACGCCCUCACCCCUCAGCACCUCUCUGACCCCCAUCCUGGAAACUCCUUAUCCCAAAAUCCAGACUUGGUAUAUUUGGGGGCGGGGCUUUCAGUGACAAUAUUAAUAAACUAAACCUAAUUAGUCAUGUUUAUCUAGGGUGACAAUAUUCUGAAUCCCCAAAAAGAGGACAUUACUAUGCGAGGGCGGAGUCGAGCGUAGUAAAUUUUGAGAGAUUUUUGGGUCAGGUUGAUUUUUUUUUUACGCACUUCUUACUCAGUAAUUUCACGCUACACAAACUCAAAACUUUCAUCCAAAACCGCAGACAUUUGAAGGAUUUUAUAAACUCACCACAAAAGAGGACAUGUCCGGGUAAAAGAGGACGCAUGGUCACCCUCGUUUAUCACUUUUCCUCACAGGUGCUCUGCAUUAUCUCACCACAUUCAUCUGUCGUGGGCCGACUGGAAAACUGGCACACUGCAUGUUUAUCUGGAUGCGUUUUUCUCUUUAUCCCCGUAUAACGAUGGUGGAAGGAAACGCGCUUCAGUUCUCCCACAUGAUUGUGUCGAGUUUGUGCAAAAACAUCUGCAGGUUUGCAAACAUAUUAGCACGCUUAUGUUAGCACAAAGCCCCACAGUGAAGAAGUGCCGUCUUGUUUUUGACAUGAGACAUGUUUGAUUUAACUCUAGAUCUUUAUUCCAGCUAUGAUUGAAGUCAGACUUGUUCUCUUGUACAAUAACUACAGUUUAGCUUCAUAAGAUGUUCCUGAUUAGCCUUUCCCAGACGAACAGACCACAAUGUUAAGGGUUUGGGACAAAAGAGAGAUCCACCAGUGGGAAUACUCUGAUUGGUGCCACGCUGUAUGAACUGACUGUAUGAGGUUCAAAGACCAAUAAAAUCACAGAUGUUUGUUCUCCGUCAACUAAUCUUCUGUACAGCAGUUCAAACUGACUUGUUGUGCAGUUAUAACCACUGAUGGCAGCCAGAACAACACAUCAGGUCAAAGGGGAGCGGUUUUUUUUAGUUUAAUCUGCAGAGCCGGUCGUUCAAACGGGCCGUUCAGUUCUCUGAAUCUGUCGACUGUCAUGUUUUUGUGGUUUUGUCUUCAGUUGUUGAGAUUCAAUAGAAACUGCAGAACCUGAAGAGAGAGGAGAAGAAAUUUAUCAUAGGAAGGUUUCUGGGUUCCUUUAGUAGCUCCUCAGUGAAGUGCUAUUUACAGUGAAACUGAGACUUAGGAAAAAGAUGCUAACUGGACGACAAACAAUGGCGUGCACAGAAAAAAUAGUCAAAAAAUUUGAACUGCAUGCGGAACGGCGGCGAAAAGGCCGUUGGUGCCGAUCGCUGCUGAUCAUUUUCAUUCAAGCUAAUAAGUCAAAUUCCACCGGCUUCUUUCCGGCCCCCUGUGGUUCAGCGGGCUUCGUAUCCGAUCGCCAGGGUUCUAUUUUUUUUGGAUGCCGCAGUAUGUCGCAUAAAUUCGGCACAGAUUAACCCGUGCUGGAAAGGAAGUCGGGCACAGACACAGAAUAAAAUAUCUGUCUUCUUUUCAAAAUAAAACACUACGGGCUCUAUUUUCAUGCCUCGCUGACAUCGGGGUGCAGGCGCGGCAUAAGUCAGGUCCACCGCGCCGACAAGGCGUUCCCAAGCACAAUUUGGUAUUUGGUGAGAGGCACAGCCCGGCGUAAGUAUCCCCUCUCCCUAACUCAGCUCCUCCCAGUGGCGUUAGUCAGGGAGGAGAGAGAGGGCGUGAAGUGGGUUUAACACAGCCGAUACCUGUUUUCCACCCUCCGCCACGUCGCCAGCGGACACGAAAAUAGAGCCCUACGUGUUUCAGACGGAUCAUAUUUCACAAACAUGUUUUGUUUCGUAGAUAAAGAUAAAUAUUGCACUUACCCAUGGUUAAUUCCCAAUCUCCACUAAAGUGUCUGAUCUCCUGGUCUGGACAGAGUGGAUCUCCUCCUCUGGAAGGACACAAUCUACUGCUGACAUGUCGAUGUGUCUGUCUUUGCGAUUCUGCUGUCCGAAAUCCUCAAUGAAAUUCGCCCCUCAAACGCAUCCAGUAGAAAUUGGCGGACGGUGAAAAUCGCCCUUCCAUAUGCAGUGGAAAUUAGGGGUAAGGAGAAGGUCAUCUAAACCCAGUCCCUGUUUGCACCAGACUGAAUGAAAAGUUCGGCGUCUUUCCCAUUUGCUCAUGUCAUCAGAUGAUAGCAGAUGGGUUUCAACAUUGUGUGCUUUCAAUUUAAGACUUUUGGACGGAUCCUUAAGAUACCAAAGGUCGCUGUUUUUAUCUGGAUGUUUGGUAUAUGAACCAGUGUGUUGAACUGUUGGGCUUGCAUCUUGUCUUUUUUACUGUGGAUGUGAUGAAGUCGACUCUGGACAUCAAGUUUUAGAGUUUGAUUGAAUUCCUGUGUCAACAUUUGCUGCACACGUGUCUUAGCCAGUUAAUCCAGCCUUUGUUUUGAUGUAAACAUUUUCCUUUUAACUUCACCAAGAACACAAAAGCACAUAAAUUUGAUGCUAACGGCCAUCUUUAUCAUCACUUUACCCUCACAAUUUGCACUCCAGCGUAGUCGGCCUGCCUGCUAUAAAACUUUUUUUGUGUUUGUGUGAAAAUAAACUCACUCUUUGUUCUCCAAAAUCAAAGUCACUGUACGAUGCAACAUCCAACAAUAAUAGAACCCAGAGCCACAGAAAGCACCUCGUAGCUGUCCAUGAAGAGCUGGAACCCAGUGCCGGAUAAAUAUUGAUCCAGUCUUUGAUCCGUGUUUGGGGGGAAGGACGCUCCAACUUUGCUGGAGUGAAUGUAUGUAAAAACAUUUGUUGUCCAUGCAGAGGAGAAAUGUCUCCAACUAAGAUGGUGAGACUCCAAAUGAUGUUUAAUUUCAGCGUGAGCACCAGAGAUUCCUAGAAGUAGAUUAAGCGCACAUGUCUGCUUGUCUUUGAGCUUCUUACUCUGUUCCUGCGUCAGUGAUUCAUCGUUUGUUUGGUCUGGUUUGGUGUUUUUUUAACCUUCAAGUUUCCAGGAAUACUGCAGGAUCUCUUUGAAACGUGACAGAUAUAGACAUUUUCGUGAAUCUAUAAUCAUCCUGCGACUAGUCUGCGCUGUAGAAUAUAUAAUGCUUUAGGGCAGAGAUGUAAACAACAGGGUUGAGAAUCACUAGUGGCCUCACCGUACAAUAUUAUCACAAUACUUGGGCCACGAUACGAAAUUAUUGCGAUUUUUAACAUUUCGCACGAUACACAAUGAGUAUUGCGAUACAAUAUAGUGCGAUUUAUACAAUUUUUCCAACUGGUUAGCUGAUUUAGCAUUUGUCUUUCGUUUAUGUUUGUCACAGUCUUUUUAUUUUCGUGAAGCACCUCUUGGAAACCUCGUGUGUCAGGUCCAUUUGUGCCCCGCUUCGUUCCUAAUGUCUUUCUCCAGGUGCCUUUAUAUAUAUUGUGCUGACUUUGACCUCUGCCAACCAAUCAUCGACCUGAAUUCAUAUUGGCAAUCAAUUAGUGAAAAAAAAUCUAUACUUGGUAAAUGAGACGAUAUGAUAUAUCACCAGACAAAAUAUCGCGAUACGAUGCUGUAUCAGCAACAGAUGGUUCUUUGUAACGGUGCAUUUUGACAGUUCUUUGAUUUGACAUCAGCAGAGUUUUCAGGUCCUUGCAGGUCAGCAUCGACACGCCUGUCCAGGUCAUGCAUCGCUACAAUUGAGUGAUGCUCCAGACACGGUGGAGAUGCCAUCGUUUCCGCUUGUUUAGUAGAGAUUCAGUUAUGGUCACGACCUGGAGAUACAGCCUGGGCCAGUAUAGGUGACAGGGCUACAGUUAAAAAGAUAUAAAACUUCAUUAAAGGUGUUGUAGUCAGGAUCUGAGUUAGUUCCAGUUUUUAGGAGAAAUCUUGAAUGUAAACUCCACCCCUCCCAACCAGUUUUCCCCUCAGCUCCUCCUCUCCCCUCAAGCCCCGCCCACAAACAGACGCUCCUGCUCGCUCGUAUCGUUCCAAUUAAAUUCAGAUAUAAUGCAGAUCAAUACUUCAGAUCAUUACAAAUGGGGCCCAGUCAAGGUGAAAGUCAAAAGCAUUGGUGCUACUGUAGAUGCCAACAGACUACCAGCAAACACAAUGUUUGCAGGACUUCUACAACGAGGAUAAAGUGACAUAGUCCAGGACCCGAGGGAGGACAGUUUAGCGAUGGCGCUACAACACGCUACAGCAGGUCCAUUUGACAAGAAACACUUCUGUUACAGACACUUGUCUUACUUUGUUAAAGCGGUUUACCUGUCCAGCAGAAAGGUUACAGGGUCACCAAGAUCCCCAAGCAUCCCCCAUCGUUUAUGUUGACCCGGCUUUUUAGCUCUUGUCCGGUCUACCUCCGUUUUAAGCGCCCGUUAUUCCUCCAGAGUCUCCGGUAUUUACUUUGUUUUCUUGCUUGUGUCGGCAGUCGUGGCCAAAGGAGGAUUCAGACAAUUUUCCGAACUUUCUGGUUGGUUUCUACUGUCCGAUAUUGUAGCACGCUAACUUUGUUUGGGCUCCUGAACGACACGGAGGAGCAGCGUCUGCCUCACAACCAAUCAGGUUAGAGGAGGUGGAGAACGUCUUUGUUUACAGUCAGAAAGAGCGGACCGCUCAAAAAUGUUCAAAUGUUGACGACACAGACAUAAGAGAACACAGAGAUAUCGAUAUAUUACCAAAUGUCAUCAAUAACUAAUAACUAUUGACUGAUAUUAAAAGAUUUUUUGUAAAUACACCACAAAAAAAGAUGCUUCUUUAACGGAUUCCUGCCUACUUCACCUUUAAUGUGCAUUUUUUUAGUAACUCUGGUGUUUCAUGACUCAGUUGACUGCACUUCUAGUUUUGUGUCGCUUACAUGAGUUAAUAUAAUAUUACAAGUUAUGAAUAAAGUAGGACCUGGUAUUGACACAUGUUUUACUCCAUCACUUACAUAACUUUCAUUCCACUGAGCAGGUUUUGAUGAAGAGGAAGAUUAAAUUUUCUCAUAGAAAUAAUGAAAAUGUGCAGCUCGGUGUUCUUUGAAGUUAAUGGCAUCUAUGAAGUCAUUUAAGACCUUCACUGAAGAAGUGAUGGAUCUGUUUUUUUUCCCCUGAAGUCAGACUGGAAGUCAUUUAGAGACCGCGUUCUCUAUGCAAAGACGAGUUUAUGUGUUUGUAUCAGCAGGAGAGAGAGUCCAGUGUGUUUCUUUGAUCAGAGACAGCUGAACUGGGAGGAAAGAAAACAUAUGGUCCCUCCAUACUAUUCCUCCCUCUUCACUCGUUUUCCUUCUCUUCUAUGCCUCUCUCUGGUUUUCAUCUCGCUCUUUUUGUCCUGGUUCAGUCUCUGAAGAGAGCCGUGUCUGAUGUUUGAGGAAAAUUAAGCAGAAAUGAAGACAGGAGUGUAAAAGAGGUGAAGGACUGUAGUGACAGGAUCCCGGGGCGAGUCCUCUGUGGGGGGAUUGAACUCCUGGUGUUUGUGUGUCUGUGUGUGUGUGUCUGUUUUGCAGUUGUGUAGGAGUUUUUACUAAACAACAGUUUUUGUUUCUUCAGAAGACAUGUCAUUACAUUCUUCACUGUUACUGAGUUAAUGACAGACCAAUUGCAAACACACACAGACGCAGAAAAGCACUUACCCUGUCUUCCCUUGUACAGUACACACACACACACACACACACACACACACACACACACACACACACAUGGACACACAUCUGGUUUCCAGAGUCUCUCCAAUCAGUCUUCCUGAUUCGGUGCCCGUUAAGUUGUCUUUGUGACAGUCUGUUGUGUCUCUGCCUGCUUCACUGACCCACUUACUGAGGUGGGGGUCCUGUCUGUGUCACCUCUGUUUCACCUUUGUGUAAACCAGCAUGAACAGCACACUGACGGACCGACCUACAGCGUGUUUUUAGAGUCGUUAACCAGCAGCAAAGUUUAGAGAAACAGGAAAAUACUGAAUAUUAUUAAUCGCCCUGAGAUUUCACUCGAUUUGACGCCACUUUCUCCUCUAUAUUCUGUUUAUGUGAUAUUUUCCAAGUGCAAAAAUCUCCACGGUGUCCUGCAGCUCUGAGCAGUUUGCUCCAGUUUUGCAUCUCAGUGUGACUUAACGAGCUGUUAGCCUCACAACCUUUCACUGCGCAGAGCUGUGCUGUGCACUCUCCUCCUGAAUUCUGUCAACAUGUCUGAUUAGCUAAGAGGGACGCCAUUUACCAGUUUAUCGUGGAGUCGGUUCAUGUCUGAUGAGACACAGAGUUCAUAGUUGAUACUCAGAGCACUUCCUGUCGCUAUUGUUACAACCCAGCUGGGGAAGGGAAAGGACGUAACAUAAACCCCGGUUUAUUUCCAUCGUGUCUGUCCUGAUGAGCUCUAAAAGUGAAUUACCAUCAAUCAGUAUUAAUAUUGGCUUUAUUUGUUUAUUUUGGGGCUUUUAUGCCUUUAAUCCAGAGAAGAUAGGACUGUGGAGAGAGGGGAAAACAGAGAGAGAGAGUGGGAAGAGGUUUGCAGGAAAGGGAAUCGAACCCAGGCUGCUCCUGGACAAAGUAGAGGAAGCAGAGUCAAACCACCAGGUCAAACUGUCCCCCCUAAAGACUUAAGACAAAGAGACUCACAACUCAAUGAAGAUAUCAGCAAAUUAUCUAUCUAUCUAUCUAUCUAUCUAUCUAUCUAUCUACCUGUGUAGUCAGUAGUUGUGGAUUUUUCUGUUUGCUCUCUCUCUCUCGCUCUGCUUUAUGUCGAGGCUUAUAUCUGACAUACUCUGCAUGUGUGUGCAUGUUGAUCACGGUGCCCUUCACACCAGAGUUUAGAGCCUCAGGAUAAAAGCAGCAGCAGCAGCAGCAACUGAUGAGGACCAGAACUCUGUCCUGUGAGCGUAGAGCGAAGCGUAUACACCAUGUGUGUCUGCGCGUUGUGCACGUGCACACGCCAUGUGCGUGCCGUUUUUUUGUGCACGCACAUUCUCGUGCAUCAACAGCACGGGGAAACACUGUGUCAAGUGUGCGAGGGCAUACAGAGAAAGAGCAAAGCUUCCAUGUCCCGUCUUGUCCUCUGCUGCAUUCAGAUGUCAGCGCUGCAGAUCAGUUCUUGGUAUGUGCAGAGGAACGUCUCUGUUUUAGCACAGAGUUUAUGAGUGAAGGAGCAAUGUCAUCGAGAGUGCAACAGAUUCUCCAACGUGUGCUCAGGAGCGAUGCAACAACUCAGAUGUUGUUUAAAGAAUAGUAUUAUCGACCGUUUGGCUGAGAGAUGAAAGUUCUGUAUGAUACUGUCCUGGGGGCACAGAGUCGGGUUCUAGUAACAAGCUGAAGGUUAAAAUGCAAAACAGAGUCAGAUUACAGAUUAAAACUUGCACAUCAUCAUCUCAGUUUAGGGCUGCACGAUAAAUCGAUUUUCAAAUCAUAAUCAGAUUAUUUAAUUUUGAUGAUGUUAAAAAAAUCAAAAUCAAAGUCAAAUCAAUUUUCCUCUCUAUCAUGUCUCACACCUCCAGGCCACCGUAGGCUCCCCAGUUCCCACACACACCAGUGUAAACAAACAUGGCGUUUGCAAAAGAAGGCGAUAAUUUCGUGGUUAAAUAGGACAAGAGCGAGUCAGUCGUGUUGAAUUGGUACGACUUCACACUUUCAGAUGAAGAGUAAACCACUCCCCGCUGUAAAGUCUGUCUGAAGGCGGUAUCAACCCGUCACCACGGAAACUAAUUCAGGAGGAAACGCUAAAGUUUUUUGUCGUAUCGGCGUUUCAGGUGACUGUAAACGGUACUUUUUGAAAACGGGUCAGAGAGUGAAUAAAUCUGUAAACGACGACCAUUUCAUCUCCGUGUGGAUGUCUAUCUGCAUCUCUGGAAACGAUCAUGUGACACACAGAGGAACUCUUUUAUGGCGCCAAAACAACCUUUAUACACAUGCUCUGUACUCUUCUUCAGCGUUACAGCGCCACUUACUGGCUUGGCAUAUGAACUACAUUGUUUUCAGUGAUUUUGUUUUGAGAGAUGAUAGAAAAACUUUUUAUUAAAGUGAAGUUUGGUGAAGUUAUCACUGAAUAAAAACUCAAAAAUCGAGUUUUCAAAAGAAUAAAAAUAGGGACUUUAUUUUUGCCCAAAGUCAUGCCACCCUAUCUCACCUCCACCACUUAUUGGCUCCUGUAGAAUCCAGAGGCUGAUGGUCGUCGCCAUAUUAGAAACUCUCUUCUGUCUAAUCCUGAAACCAGUAAAGAGGUGGAGUUGAGACAGAACAUGGAAAACACUUGUUUAUGCAAAAUAAAUAAUAAUAUAACAAAUCACAAACAGAAGAAAAAUCGUCAUUGUUGUCAUCGCUGCUCAAGGAACCAGCCUCUAGUGGACACUGGAGGAACUGCAGUUUUUGCACCCCUGUCUUUUGCCUUACUCUUCCACAUUGAAGGUUCUGCCUGCUUUAGACCCCCCCUUUAACCAGAAAGUGCUAUCAGUAAAUUUAACUAACCCCAACGGUACGGAGGAAUAACGGAGGAGAAUCUGACCAAGUGUGUCAGACAGGAUAUUUACUCGCACCAGUUAUUAGUCUGCGCUAUCAUUAAGGAACUGUGACUUCACCGGCGGGAAUGUGCGUCGGUGACCUCAGAUAAAGCGAAAGCAGACCUGGACUCUCAGGAAACAGCGAAACCACACUGAGACAUAAACAACGUGAGCUGUUUAUCCCUUUAUUAACCCGUUUGAGCAGGUUUACCAACCCGAGCAGAUGUUUGGAGUCCAACUGUGGGGUUCUCUCUCUUUUCUAGAUUGGUGCAAUAUCCUUUUGCUGUUUGUUGUAUUUCUCCACAAAACCUCCACAAAAUUCACCUUCAACCUGUCCCACAUGAUUAAAUCAAAGCUCAAAACUGCUAAAGUCAACAUGUUGUACCAUAUGAUACAGAUGCUGUAACUUUUGUACUAAGAGUAAUGCUGCAUCUUAAUUUUUUUUAGGAUUUUAGUAUGCAUGAGACCCUGAGACCAUUUUUUUUUAGAUUUGAACUCUUAUCCUUGAGAGCCCUGCUGAACGUGGUUUUUCAUUGUCUUGCUGAAUUGUGCAAACUCUUACCUGAAAAAGACAUCACCUGGAUGGCAGCUUAUCUCGCUCCAAAACUUGUUUAUAUCGUUCUGUAUUGAAGACGCCUUUUCCUGUAUGUGUAAACUAGUCCUCCUUUAGUCAAUGAUGCUCCCUGUUCAAUCACAGGUGUUGGAUUUUGAACUGUGAUCUAGAGAAAUACUCAGAGGCAUCCAUGAUUUCCAAGAGGAAGGUCAAAGUUUGAUUCAGUAGACCACAAGACAGGUUUGAUAUUGAGCCUCAGUCUAGAGCUGCACGAUAAACUGAUAUUAUUUUUCUGAGAUGUGAAAAAUCCUUGAAAUGGACCCAUUUCAAUGAGGUUCAUCUCUGUGUGCAUGCGUACUUAUCUCUUGUUUUACAUUAUUUCCAAAACCUCCCCUUCACGCUAGCUUGUAGCCUAACUUUGCCGGUUUAGUAGAAGAAGCAGGUAACAUAGGAGCUGUUCAGCUCUCGGACACUAAUGUCUUUGGGGUCAUGAUGAAAGUUAAUAUCAUAAUUAACUUUCUUACGAGCGUUGCAAUCUGCUAACACACACACUUGUUCUGCGAUCGUCUUCCCUUUUUCUCUGAGUCUGGCUUACAUAGCGGGGCUUUGGGGGCGGAGCUUGGAUUUGUGAUGUAGGAAAUCUCAGUGUGUCUGAACCUGCUGUUUGGGUCUGUCAGAGAUUCACAGAAAUGCAGUUUUGCUCUUAGUUUUCUCAUGAUAAAUAUCAUAUGAACACGUAGACAAUAAGAAAAACAUGAUUUUCAUCAGAGUGGGUCUUUAAACACGGUCAUAUUUGUUGAGAUUAAGCAGAAUUUUUACAGUGUGCUGAUUGGAAAUAAUCAAUCAGAGAUGGAGGUGAGUUUGCGGUUUAUUGUGCAUCUCGUGCUCAGGUCCAGAGGAGUCCAAGUGUUUCUCAUGAUACAGUUGAACCUGCAUUUAAUGGUGGUUUAAAACCAUGCAGUGAUUUCCACUUCAGAGUCGGUGCGGUGCCUCCUCACGGCCUGACUGCAGAUGUUGAAAUCACUAAACUCUUUGCAGUCGUGCACUCAGGAACAUGAUCCGGACUAUUCGGCCUCUCUGUGACGUCCUUUUAUUUCCAAUCUGCUUCAAAUAAACCUGAUCAGUUUCGGCUUUGUUGUCCCCGUCUUCACUUCUUUAAAACAUGCAGACACUCAAAUUUAAAACAAACAAUUCAUUUUUAGGCUGUAAAUUUAAUAAACUGCAAACAUCUGUUUUUAAUCCACAUUUUCACACUUUAAGCGCUCUAAUUAACAUUUUGGUAUUUUGGAUGCGGCGUAAUAUUUGUGCAACACUCGACUUCUUCGACACCGAAGCAGCAGGAAGCAAUCAGAGCGCAGAAAAAGAAAAAAUGUGCUGAAUUUGAACUUUUCAAGAUUUUUCUCGACAGCGAAAAACUGUCAGCUGUAAUAUCUCAGUAUUUACUGUAUCGAUAAAUAAGAAAAAAUGGAGCUGACAGUGAGAAUCAGCAGGCAGAUAAAAAACUGGGCAGCUAAUACAUCUGGCACUCAGACCCCGGUGAUCAUGCCAGCCUCUUGUGUUCAUGCACAUGCACGAGUGUGUGUGUGUUUAUUGUGUGUGUGUGUGUGUUAAAGGUGCGAGGCAGAUGGAGGGUUUACGUAAGCUGCAGAAAUACGUGUGAAAAGAAGCCGUACCAGUGGAGGCAUGCCCUCCUCUGCUCUCCAAUACCAUCUAUUAUUUCCUCCUUUCUCCCUCUCUCUUUAUCUCUUUCUGUCUCUACUUUUUAUUCCUCUCCACUCUCAGCCUCGUCUUUUAAUCCCAUCUUUUUCUUCUUAGUCUCUGCGACCAUCGUGUCUGAAGAAUGUGCUUACAUAUGAUCUGCAUUUCUGCUCAGGCUGCAGCUCCGUCCACAUCUUCAGCAUUCCACAUCUUCUCCCUCUCUGUGUGUGUCUGUUUCUGUGUGUGCAUCUUUGUCCAAACACAUGUUAUCUUCAUCCCCUCGGGGCGUCUCUCUUGACUGUUACUUCAGCGAUCAGAUAGGCGUUAUCAGGUGUUUACAUCCAGCUUCUGCAACAGGUACAUGUCCUUAAGGAACACCAACAUCCUCAGACGCUGAGGGAGACAAAAAGCACACGGUGUGACUGAUAAACGAUUCCAUUAGCAGGUUUACAAGGAAGUUUAAGUAUGAGGCCGGCAUGUCUGAGAGGUGACAUCAGAGGAAACACAGUUGUGUGUAUUUAGAGAAAGGAUCCAGGUUAUUUGUGUUUUUAUUAGAGAUGCACCGGAGAGUCUGUUUUUACUGAAUAAACCUGUGGAGAGUCUCCUUCUCUCAAUGGAAAGGCAACAUCAGUUUUCACUUAAACGUUUCUUUUAGUAAAAUAAAAAAAAAAACUUUCCAGGUCGAACAUGUUGGCGCAGCGAGGCGGGAAAUACCUCCAAACAGCUGACAAUUUACUCCAUCGAUGUGGGCAAGGUGACGACUUCCUUCUGUUUCUCUUUGCAGCAAAAUGGCAGAAGAGUAGCUGCGUUUACAUGGACACAAAUAAUCGGAAUAAACGCCUGAUCGGAAUGAAAAAGCAUCAUGUAAACAUCGGAAGAUUCUGAUCCAAUGAAGCUCAAUCGGAAAGAAAUUGUAUCCCGAUCAUAGGGGUGGUUUAUGCCGAUCGUUAUUCCGAAGUGCGUCCAUGUAAACACUUAUUCCGAUCGUGACUCCCUAACCUGACUCGAUCUUCACUCUUUAUUUAUUAAAGUCAGUUCAGGAGGUUUUAUUAUCAACACUCAACAGAUGCCGUGUCUGCUCGUCUGAUAACGUAACGAGGCGUACAUUCAGCUGUUUCACUGACUGGUGUUAAAAUGCAGAGUGUUAUACAGAACAGGGUAGGGGUGGGAGAAAAAAAAGAUUCACAUAAGUAUCCUGAUUUUUUGUUUUACAAUUUUUAAAUUGAUUUUUAUGCUCAAAAAUCUUUUUUUUUCAAAUUUAAGAAUAAACCUCACAAAACUGACUUACUGUAUUUUUUUAGAAUAGUCAGUAGACAAUCAUAAUCAUUCAACUGGUGUUAAAAAUUCAGACUAAAAAUCGAGAAAAUUGUCAAUAUCCUAGAAUCGCAAUUUAAAUCAAAAAUCGUAGAAGAAUCAAAUCAGGAGAAAAGCGUAUCGUCCCAGCCCUACUCUCCUUAUGGUCAUACUACAACAGCUGUUUUGGAUAAAUGUGCCUGUUUUGUAAUUUUGCUGAUUUUUUAUUGUUAUUAAUCAUUUAUAUCUCUAAUAUUAAUCAAUAGCUCCGAUGUUAUACAGUUUCUGAUUAUUUCUGCGGUGUGUUCUCCUGUUUUACCGCAGCAUAACAAACAUGACUCCUUCAUUUGUCAGAGAAUUCACGGACAGUUUGUCUUCAGACUCAAGAUGAGAUCUGGUUUUAGUUCCCUGAAUCUGUGGACAUCCACACAUGAUAUGAUGUCAAAAGAAUCUGUUUUUAUCCAAGAAUAUGAAGUAUAUUCACUUUGUGUGAAGUGUGCAGGCGCCUUGGUUUGUUUCCUAAAACGAUUGUUUUCCUUUGACUCAUUUCUGUUUUAGAUGUGACUCUGAGAGCGUCUGAUGGUUUUUAUUGCAUCGUUAAAUUUGGUCACUUUCCCUCCUUGUUAACUCAGAGUUUUCACAGACGCUCUGCAGAGCUGUGAUCAAACAUAAAGGCAGAAUAAACUCACUCAGUCACUCUCAGACGGCUGUUACUCAAGAAGAAGGAGGAGGAGGAGGAGAGUCAUUGGCAGUAAGAGCAGAAAUAAUUUAGUUGUCACACACAUGACCAAGCACGGUUAUUUAAUUCUGCUCCUGCUGAUGAUAUCAACCGUCUGACACGUGCUGCUGUGUGCAGAGAAAGAUCACGUUCAGAUCUUAAAGUUUUACGUACGCGUGGGUGGAUCUCAGUUAUUGAACGGGUGUAAAAAAACUGUUUCUCGUUUCUCUUGCAGCUGUUCCUAUUGACGUCCUGAAGGUCCUGGAGCUGACGGAGGACAUGGAGGGCGUGUCGUUGGAGUCGGGGCUUUGUACCAGCAGGGAGGGACGAGAGGAGACCGACCUCUCCUACAAGAUCGACAAGAAGAUACAACUGAGCGCGCCCACCAAGCAGCUCUUCCCGGGUGUGUGGGCGUGUCUGACGGCGUGAGGAGGUCAUGAAGUGGACGUGUGAUCGUGUUUUUUAACCUCAUGUCUGAUUUUUUUUCCAGAUUCACCGUUCCCGAUGAACUUCUCAGUGAUGACCACAGUGAGAGCCGUCAGAGGCUCACAGGCUUUUCUCCUCUCCAUGUAUGACUCUCAGGUACGUGGAUCAGACCGGCUGAUGGAGUCCACCACCAUCACCCUCAGACCCUGUGGAUGGUGGUGGACUAGGUCAGCUGUCAGUGUCCGAUGAAAAACACAUAUCCCACUUUUAGCAAUAUGGACUUUUUUCAAUACAUGCAUGGUCCAUAAUCUUCCCUAAUAACCUGUAGCUUUGGGUUUCCAAAUGACCGAUGGAAAGACGUUUUAUAGCAUCGUCUUUUCAACAAGGAUCUCUUUUGGGUGUCGGAAGUAUCAACAAACUAUGUAUCGCCCACCCUGGCCCUGCGUUGUCAAGUCCGCAAACAGACUUUACUCUGUGACAGACUCAUUACAGUCCAGGGUAACGCUACACUUUGAUACAACGUUUUUACCUCCGAUACGAUACCGAUAUCGUAGCCUUCACUAUUGAUGGAUACGGAUAUUGAUCUGAUAUUGGCACAAACUUGUGCACGACAAGUUUUGCACUCAGCUACAAGUCUUAUUCGGACUUAAAUGAAAAAUACUGCCACAGGGCCGACAUCACUCCUUGGUAUUUUGUUAGUACCUGAGUACACACUGAUGUUGUGGUUACGAGGGAUCAGGGCGCUGCUAGAUAGAUAGAAGUGCUGGAGUGGAGUCUGGAAUGGACUGCCUGUAUCGGAGUGCUGAUAUCGGAAUAUAUGUUUUUUUGCUGAUAUCCAAUAUCAAUAUCGUAUCAGGACACCCCUAGUCCUCACAACGACUGAUGCUGACCUCAAACUUUUUUCCGUGUUUCUUACCUGUACGUUCAUCCCCAGAGGUAAAGCCGCUGUUUUCUUUCUCUCACUUGUUGACUAUCGUAAAACUUGUCUGUGUUUCUGCUAUCUUUUAAUUUCUCCACUGAUAUUUCAGUAAAAUCAGAGCCAGAAUUUUAUUGAAAACCAGUUGAUUUAGUAGCAUAAGAACUCAAAGUAAAUUUGGUAACGCUUUCUUUUACGGUAAACUUAUUACCAGGUAAUUAACAGGUAAUUACCGAGUAACAACAUGAAAUUAUCUGGUAAUUACAUGAUAACUACUAAGUCAAUACUGUCUAGUUUUUCUUUUCUAUAAGGUGGUUUAUGAAUAAAAUUGUUUUUUAAUGUUCCUGAAAAAAACACAUUUUGCAGAUACGUUUUUAUAGAUUUAUAUCAUAUCAACAUUUUAGACGAGUUUAUUUUCAGAGCACAUUUAUACUGUAUUAAAUAUUCAAAAUCCAUCAAACAUAAAAUCAAAAACACUUCCCUUUAUGUAUCCAGAGUAAUUUCUAGGAGCUAGUUCAGGCCGGCUACUCGUCUUGCACUGAUUUGCACAUGACAAACACUCGCGCUCUGUUUAAGCUGCGAGAUUCUCCUCCACUGGACUCACAUUCUCAGCUCCAACAACUUCAUCCCAUCACUCCUUCAUUUCUGCAGAUAAAUUAAGUCAAACUAUAAGCAGCCCGGAUCUAGACGACCGUAUCUUCUCCUCAUUUCUUCAACGGUCCGUCUCUCUGUCCCUCAGGGUACGCAGCAGCUCGGCGUGGAGGUCGGCCGUUCUCCUGUCUUCCUGUACGAGGACCACGAGGGUCAGCCCCCGCCUGAGCUCUACCCCACCUUUAGGAAGAUCAACCUGGCUGAUGGCAAGUGGGUAACUGCACACGCACGAACACACGUUUCCUGCCUUCAUUUCAAAUUUCUGCCUUUUUUGGCGUCUCUGUGAAAAACUGUACAAAGAGGACAUCUCUUCCUCUUCCUGUCAGGUGGCACAGAGUCGCCUACAGUGUAGAGGGACGGUCCGUGACUCUGUACCUGGACUGUGUCAGACUGGACACUCUGGACCUGCUCAGAGGAUCUGACCCUCAUGUGAGCACCGAGGGAGUAACUGUGUUCGGGACGAGACUGCUGGACGAAGGCGUGUUUGAGGUAGGACAUGAAACCUGUGAUAAAAACGCUCUAGUUUAAGGGAAAUGGGUGAAGUGAAUCCAGGUGAAGCGGUCUUAAAGAGGGAACCAUGAUAGUCUCGUCUGCGUCGACCUUCUUUGUCAAGUUUAGACUCAUUUGGUUUCUUAAAAAUCCUUGGCAGAAAAUGAGAAUCCAUAAUAAGUUCCUUGUAUGUGGUUAGGAAGUGUUUCUGCUUGUUGCAGCUUGUUUGAUUUCUCCAUCAAAGUGGGACAAAUGAAUAAACAGAAGGCCUGUCUCCUCACACUGCCCUCCAGUGGUUGAUAGAGUGAACUGCGCCUUUAAUUCAGCUUCAAACCCGAGGCUGUGGAUGAUCAAAAGUUUUUACUCUGAUUGUUUCGUGACGUUUCUUCAUCAGAUCUUAUUACUGCAGGUAUUUAAACAAAAAAAAACAGUUUCAACAUAAUCCAUCCAGAAAAUCUGUUGAGUAGAUUUAAACUUUAACAAGUUCUGCUGCUGUUGUUGUCAGGUAUUGUGGUUGAACCUUGACCUUUGUCGUCAGUAUAAUGUCAGGUGGUCCAUCUGUUUAACUGGACCACUCCCUCUCCAUGUUUGUCUCCGAUUCUCCCCCAUAUGUUUGGAUGUGUAAAAUAGAGCGAGAGGAAAAGAGAGUUUUGGUCUUAAUGUUCUGGCACCGGUUCAGACCGAAACUCUGGAGACGAUUAAGUCCAGCACGGCGAUAAAAACCAGCCCGCCGCACCGCUUUGAUCUGGUUUAAUGAACACAUACAGUCGGAGAUGCAGACAAGAGGGAGAGAUGAAUUUGACAUGUCAUCCAUAUAAGUAAUGACUUAUCACACAGCGAGGGGAGAGUGAUGACAGAGCUAACGAGAUCUGACACUUCAUGUGCAUUCCUGAUGAUCAUACGGUCGUACAAACGGGCUGAGAGUCACAGAUCUGCAUGUUUCUGUGGUACAGGGUGAAAUCCAGCAGCUGCUGAUUGUUGAAGACCCCGCAGCGGCAAGAACCUACUGUCGGGACUUCAUCCCAGACUGUGACGCACCUUUACCCUACAACACCAUAUUAGCAGAGGCAGAGGAGGUAAGUCCUGGUCUGUCAUCGCGAACAUGAACUUUUAUCUACUCCAGUACGGCUGCACGAUUCAGGCCAAAAAUACAAUCCUGAUUUUUGAGUUUUUAUUCAGUGACAACUUCACCAAACUUCACUUCAAUAAAAAGUUUUUCUAUCAUCUCUCAAAAUUAAACCACUGAAAACGAUGUAGUUCAUAUGCCGAACCAGUAAGUGGCGCUGUAACGCUGCACAGGAAAUGCACAAAAGAUAGAAGAAGAGUACAGAGCAUGUGUGUAAAGGUUGUUUUGGUUGGACACGCGCAGGCGCCAUAAAAGAGUUACGUUGUGUGUCACAUGAAAUGAUCGCCUUCUUUAGCAAACGCCAUGUUUGUUUACACUGGUGUGUGUGGGAACUGCAGAAAGGGGGAGGAGCCUACGGUGGCCUGGAGGCGCGAGACAUGAUAGAGAGGAAAAUCGAUUUGAUGAUUUUAAUUUUUCUUAACAUCGUCAUGAUCAAAUAAUCCGAUUUAAAACCGAUUAAUCGUGCAGCCCUAGCUUCUAGUAGAUCUCAAUAAUCACACAGAAAGUUCAAAACUCUCCUGUUAGUUUUCAGUUUCCUUCGACAUUUAUUGUCGUGUUUUUUCACUUUUUAUGGCGUCAAAUUACUGAAUAUCAGUAAAAAAAAAAAAAAACACGAAAUUUAGCUGAAUCAGCACGUAAAAAAACAUACAGUCACAACAGGAAGUUUGUUUGGAGGAAGUUUAUUCAACAUGUUUCUCCAUCUAGUUUAAACCAGGUCGCUAACAUUGAGGAGGUAAAACUAUACUGCAGUCAGUCAGUAGAGGGCGCCCCAAAUGUUUGGACUUCAUUUUCAGGGGAACUGUCAUGCAGCCUGUCUUUGUUUUUAACAUGAUCGAGUAACUAAUUAUAACUGUAAUUAUGAUUCAGAGAGGAUUGACAGCGUGGAGAGAUCGGUCAGAAUAUCAAGACAGUCUGAGCGGACCGGAAGUUGUUUAAAGCCUUUCAAAAUAAAAGCAAAUAUACUGGGAGUACAUUUCUUUUUUUACAUCUGAAGUUGAUUCAAAGCCUUUCAAAUAGGGAAGUACAUAUUUUUCGUUUGUGUGAAUUUUUUUUUUCUUGGGGCUUUAUUUUAUGUAUAUAAUGUCAAUAUGAUUUUUGACCACUUUAAACAAACUGGAGCGCCUGAGAAAAAACCUCACCGUUAGUCAACAGCAGGUACCGUAAUCCACAAGUAUGUACAGCAGUGAAUUAUAUCAGAGCUACUACAAGAAGAUUUUACUUUAAAGCUGCAAAUUUGACCUGAGCUGGGGUAAAAUAUGGAGCCCAUCACUGAUAGAUUGAGGUGUCAGACCUCAGAUAGUCAGAUCUGACCUGAAUCAUGUUGGAUGAAAAUCGGUCUAAACGUGAGACCCGUCUGUUUCUCGUGUUAUGUAAGUCCUCUAAUCACAGGAGGGUGAAUCACAUGUCAGAUCAGGAGGAUUCUGAUACCUGCUCCUCUUAACACCCUCCAUGUUGUAAAUCCAGACUGUCACCUGUAAAGUGAAGUAGCCCCCCCCAGGGUUUCACUCAUAGAAGGAAAACCAUUACAGGUAUUUAUGGACGGUUAGGAGCGCCGUUAUGACAGAGAGACUCAUAUUUUCAUGUAUUUACACUUAGUGGCUGACAUCAGUUCAGACAUCACUGUGGGCUGUGAAGAAGUGAGACAUCCAGCUCGACACUUUGUGGUUUCUAUUACAUUUUAAAUCUUUGCAUGUGUCGACAUCUGUGUCUGCGCGCAAACACAGAAAUCUCCGUCCAGUUUCAGAAGACUGCUGCAGCUGUUUAUUUAGACGCUGAUAGGAUCACGCUGCAGCUCUCAGAUACGACGAUAAAUCAUACACGGCUAGCAGCAUCUCCUGAGAUUCUCUCUCCUGUCUUUAUCUUGUAAUCUCUGAAUAAAAACAAAAGACGUGUUUCUGCCAGGCUCUCGGUGCCAGUGUUCUGCUUGCCUGGGAAAAGCUUCAAAUCCUCUCCUUCUUCUGCUGCUGUUUGAUUUAUCAUCUGGCUAUCGACUCAAACCCCUCCAGGACCUCCGUUUUAUGUGUGUUCGGUUGUUUUAUUUUAACACCUCCACAAUCUGGUAUCAGCAGGAAGAAGCCAACCAUAAACACGGAGUUUACACGCUCUUGUGUGCUCUGAAAAAUGCUCUGAUGAAGCCGUUGUGUUUGGACGGGAAGUCCUGGAAGAGGCAGAAUAAACGGGACCAAGCUGGAGCUGUUCAGCAUGUGGCCUCUGCUGUGUCUGUGUGUGUCUGUGUGUGUCUGUGUGUUUUGGCUUUUUCAUGAAACAUCCAACAGCCUGACAAAAUCUGACUUCUUUGUUAGGAUCCUGACAGUCAUGAGGUUGUCUCUUCAUUUCAUUUACAAAUGAUAUAAAACUUUUUAUUUUCUUUUUUAUUAAAGGAGGAGUUUUGAUGUUACUUUGAAAAACCUCUUUCUGAGCUGCAGAAGAAAAUAUCAGUAAACCUCUUUUUGUCCACAGGAGGCGCCAAAAUCAACACAGACAGAAAAUCGCUCACAGCAGCUUUAAAUCUAUUUAAUCAGAAAAACAUUGUUUUUUUAUUGUUUUUUAUUAGGAGGUUAGGCUCAUUAGAACAGGAACCUAUAACUACAUAGGGUAUCAUAUAACAUCCACAUCACUAUCAAAAAUGUAAAAAUAUUGAUACAAGAGAAUCGCUGUGCAUCAAGAUAAAGAACAAGACAUACAGUCUGCCUCCUGGGGUGUUUUCAAUCUUAUUUUGUGGACCAAUAGGAACAUGACUGGGAAAUAAAACAAUGAUAAAAAAUAAAUAAAUAAAUAAAGUUAAAUAAAUAAAUGAAUAAGUAAAUAAAUAAAUAAAAAUAAAUAAAUAGUAAUAAUGAAUAAAUAAAUAAAUAUUAAUGAUAAAUUCAUACAUAAUAAUAUAAUAAAACAGUAAAUAAAUACAAUAAUAAAUAAAUAAAUACAUAGUAAUACAUUGAAUAAAUAAAUACAUAAUAAUCAAAAUAAAAGUAGUGAUAAGAAUUAAAUAAUAACAGAGAAACAGUGUUUUUGCCAAGAUCUACAGCUUCACAUUUUAACACCAACAGACAACACCACUUAAAGCUCCUAUAAGGAGUUUUUUAUAAGUGAUUAAACAGACUUGGGUUAAAUGAGACCAUUAAUAAUGAGGUUGACUUUUUUUUCUGCUGCGAUUUUAAACGCCUGUUUUUGCUGUUUUACGCCAACCUAACAGCUUUAGGUAUUUUUCCAACAGCAAAUAUUUACAGUUGGUCAUAAGUUUCACUGGAAAAAGUUAACAAACACUACUUUGAUAAAGACAGGAUGGAAUCAGCAACAUUAUAAGAGUUACCGUUUUGUCCACAGGGGGUGCCAAACUCAACACAGACAGAAAGUUCCUCACAGGAGCUUUAACAUUUAUAAAUACAAGUCGAAAGGUCAUUAAAGAAAGUUUCUGCAGCCUGAUAUUUUAUUCUCAAAUGCCACAAAUUUGCUUCAAAGGGACAGUAUGUCCUAUUUAUCAGGAUUUAGCAGAAAAGAAACAGAAUAAAUAAAGUAAAAAACUCUUUAAACUCUUUGAAUUUCCCUUCAAGGAUCAUUUAAGGUCUUCUUCUUCUUCUUCUUCUUCUUCUUCUUCUUCUUCAGUAAAAGUAAAAGUAAACAGAGAGGAAUAAGAAGAGAGCGGCUGUUAUUCUGCCCAAAAUAAACACCUGUUGAUGUUGACAUAUUGAGGAUCAUGUGUCACCGAUGCUUCUUGUCUUUUCAUCCUUGUUCGGUCUUCUCAGGUGGAGAGAUUGCCGAAGAAACACGUCCAAGAGUUUGAGGAAUUCGACUACAGCGACCUUUAUGAAGAUCUCUCCUUCUCCACGGUGACCUCAGGUCCUAACGUCACCGAGUAUGAGGUCAGACUCAGCAGGAUCAACUGAAGCUCGAGUUUUAUAUCUGUGUGUUUUUUUUGUUUCUGCACAUCCUCCUCGCUCUGUGUGUGUGUAGAUCAUUGAGUACGAAGACUACGACAACGGGACAGAUUACUACCAUGUGAACGAGUACGAGUAUGAGGAAGAGUACGACGACCGCUACGGACCUGCUGAGAGGGAGCGAGAGAUGUCUCUGAACGCAGAGGUAACAAAACGCUCUUCUCUUUACGUCUGAUUUAUCCACAUCUUUACUUUUUACACGCCUGUGUCCAUUUCUUCACAAGGAUAUACCGGAGAAAGGACAGAAAGGAGAACCGGGCCAGCUAGGAGCGGUAAGAACAUCACAGCCCCGUCAAAUCCAGUAAAUAAGACGCUCGUAGAAUACUGGUGUUGUCCCUGAAGAAGUGAGCACCAGUGCAACCAGUAAACCAGUUUAAGAGAGAGAGAGGUGCUCUUUAGGACCAUCAUAGAUUCAGAGAAAACAGUGGUAUACCAACACUGCAGCAGACCAUGAAUCUAUCUAUUCCUCACACUACCAUCCAGCUCAGAAAGUCGGGGAUUCAGUGGGACUGGGAUCAUGAAAUUAUGGGAUGAUGAGUAUCUGUCUUAUUUCUGCAGGGAACCCAGAUAACAGGACCAUACGGACCUCCAGGACCUCAGGUGAGUGUGAUCAGCUGCAUGAAAUACGACCCGAGAGGCAUUCAGUGUUUUUAGUAUUCAUGCAAACAGACUGUUUUUCAUGCCGAGUGGGUAAAAAAGGUGAGAGAGGAAUCUUUUUACCUCCCAUCAAAUCUCAGCUCUGUGAUUUCAGGGGGAGUCAGGACCACCUGGAAUCACAGGACCUGUUGGACCUCGAGGAGACCCCGGGGAGCUGGUGAGGACUGUCCUCUGUUUGCUUCGUCGAUUCACCACGCGCUCUUUUUCUCCUUUUGUGAAUGUCCUCCUCUGUCUCCUCUCAGGGCCCUCCAGGGCGGCAAGGUCUUAGUGGGGCUGAUGGGAUCCCGGGACCCCCAGGAAACAUCAUGCUCAUACCGGUAAUAUAAACACGCCUGAGGCUGUCUAAUCUGCAGAGAGGCUGUUAUUUAGCUCUAAUAACCCUCAGUGGGGCCUGAGGGCGGCUGGAAAUGUUGGCAUAUUGUUCCUGAGAAACAGGCCGGCUCAGUUAUCGGACUUUUCCUGUAAAGUUCAGUCCAGCUCCAUCUCACUGGAUACAGCCGACAAAAUAAAACAUUGUUAUUAGGGGAUGGGACUCGAUUAAAAAAUAAUCUAAUUAAUCACAGGCUUUGUGAUUAAUUAAUCACAAUUAAUCACAGUUAAUCGCAAUUAAUCGCAUAUAAAUAUUUGACCUGAGAACAGUAAGAAUAAUUUUUUUUAAUUGUUAUACGAGUGAAUCAGUGAUCAGUGAACUGAAUAAAUACAUAAGUUUAUUUUAGAGAGUUUGUUCAUUUUUCUGAUGUGGACUCACUCGUCUUUGCUCUGAAUCCACUCAUCUGGUCGAGUGUGGGUGGGUGUGGGUCGCUGUACUCAGAGUCGGGCUAAUGUUAGCUUCCACGCUAGCUGCAGCAUGUUUAGCAUUUAGCAGGCUCAACGUGCUGCGGUGAUAUGCUGAUCCUUUUUUGCAUAGUUUGCACAAGACUAUUUUUUUUAUUCGAGCUUCCAUCCAUCUUUUUUUUUGUUAAACAAAAAUGCCCAUCUGCGACUUCGUUAAUUUCUCCGAGUGGCAGAUUUUUUAUUUUUUUUUUGUAGGAUGGUAGGGGAAGGUCUUGCCCUCCUUCGCCUCUGAUUGGCUAGAAGUGCUGGGCUCUGAUUGGUUAUUCCUUAUGGCUGUGAAACGUCAUUGUCUGUCUGGUUAGGGUUAGAAUUGCGAUAAUCUUCUGUAAUGUUCUGUUCGAUGUACAGAGCUGACAGCCCGUGUUUGGCUUGAGCGUGUGAUGACGUUUCCAGCUUUUCUAGCCAAUCAGAGGCAGAGGAGGCGGAAUUUCCCCUACAAUCCUACACAAAAAAAUAUCGCCCCCGGGUGGGAGUGGAAUCACUGCUGCACUCACUCAGAUUGGGGUGUGCCGGUCUAUGCCUGAAACUCGUCCUGUGAGAAACAUGACGCGGUGCAAAAAUACAGUCAGUGUGAUUAAUAUGGGUUAAUAACGAGAUAAUUAAUUAAUUGUAAUUAACGCGUUAAAGUCCCGACCCUAAUUAUAAUGUUAAUACAUUUUUGAAGCCGAAGCGGCUCCUUGUCUUCAUACAGGAUUUGAUAGCAGUGCUGAAUAUCGACCACUGGGUGGGGUAUUGAGUUACAAAGCAUCUUAUAUUUGUGUGUGUGUGUGUGUGUGUGUGUGUGUGUGUGUGUGUGUGUGUGUGUGUGUGUGUGUGUGUGUGUGUGUGUGUGUGUGUGUGUGUGUGUGUGUGUGUAGUUCCAGUCAGGUGGCGAUCCAAAGAUGGGGACUGUCGUUUCUGCACAGGAGGCUCAGGCUCAGGCUAUCCUGCAGCAAACUAAGGUACAGAAACGUUUAAAGUCCACAGACACGACGACAACACUGACAUGAAACAGGAAGUGACUGACUCUGACCCUCUCACCUCCUCCAGCUGGCUAUGAAGGGACCUCCAGGGCCGCUCGGCCUCAGAGGGAGACCCGGACCUCUGGUGAGUGACGCCUGUAUACCAGUGAGAUCAGUCUACAGAUAUAUAAGAUGAAAUCCUGGAUAUCUGUGUUUCUGAUCGUCUGCAGUGAAGAUGUUUUUACGCUCCAGUGACGAGGAGUGACAGAUCUGGCAAAACUCCAGCUAAAUACUUAGUCUGGAUACUUCAAGAUAAAGCAUGUGGGCAUAUUUGGAUAAUUUAUUUAACGUGUUUGUAACAGCUGACACACCUGGGAAAUCCUGCUCUGUGUUUGUGAUCCAGAAAUGAUCCAGAUUCUUGGUGUUUUGGUGUUGUAGACAGAUAAGAGAUGAAUCCUGGGAGUUUUUCUACAUUUUAGCCUGAAGAUAACCUGAGGAUAUUAUGAUAACAUGUGACCAAACUGGGAGUUUAAUUCAAAACACUGUGAGAAGAAAUCAGAGCGUCCUUUCUCCAGCUCCCUCCUCCACAUUUGUAGAUCCAUCCCUCGUUUUGUCCUCCAGGAUUCCUGCGUCUUUCUUUCCCCAUUAAAUGCAUCAGCUGUGUUUACGUCUGUCAGCUGUGUCGUAGUUUUGAAUUUUGUCACUAAAUUUUGGGAUUUGUUUGAGAGAAUCAAAUCAAAUCUAUUAAAGGUAAUUUUAAUUAUGUGGUGUCUUCCUCAAGAUCAUCCUCGUGGUUUUUAAAGUUGAUGAAGAGCUGCUUCAUGUUGUAAAUUCAUUUUAAACAAAAACCAAAAACAGGAUUAUUAUUUCACAUCAAAUCUAGUUUUUGGAGCAAAAAGUCCAAAAUGUGAUAAAUUCACGUUUACUCUGUCUCCCAGGGUGCACCAGGUCCAUCUGGGCUGAAGGGGAGCAACGGAGACAUGGGUCCAUCGGUGAGCCAACUCGUUGUCAUAGCAACUGCCUCAAAAGUUCGUCCUACAACCCCGAACUCAUUUGAUUGGUCUCUUUGUCACCUUAGGGUCCUCCAGGACUGCCCGGUCUCCCGGGUCUGAACGGACGAAUCGGGAAAAGGGUGAAGUUUUGAUUUCUGUUUCCUGUCGUUGAGAAAAAACUGUUGACGUUUUCUUUACUGAACUUGUUUGUGUUUUUUUUUCAGGGUCGCGGGGGUACUGACGGGGCGCGUGGUGCGAUCGGAGAGACCGGAGCAAAGGUGCAAAUGAAGUGAAGUUUCCUGAGUUUCCUGAAAGUUUGAAAAUAACUCUGAAACUAAAACUCAUUUCUCCUCUUUUUUAGGGGGACAGAGGGUUUGACGGCUUACCAGGUCUCCCUGGAAACAAAGGACAUAAAGUAAGAGUCGUGUGGAGGGUCUCAGACCGAGGGUCUCAGGCCGCUGAUCUUCGAAACAAAUACAAACUCACGUGUGUGUGUGUGUCUUCUUAGGGGGACAGGGGGAAGCCGGGUCCUGUAGGUCCUUCUGGGGAGUCAGGAGAAAAGGUGAGAGGUCACAGUGGUGUGUAUAUAACCAUAGAUAUAUAGAUAUAAACGCUAAAUGUCUUACACACGCUGUUAGCCAAUGGAGACCGACGUCCGCGCAUGGCGGCCAUCUUGCUACAGGAAGCUCAUCCACUCAUAAUUCCAGUCUACGGUUCAUGUAACAUUUAAAUAACCAUAGAUUGAUUAAUUUUAAACCGAUUUUCUAACAGUUUGGUUUGUAACAAACCUCAGAGUUUUAGUUAUGUUCCUGCAUACUGAAGAAUAAUUUGAACCAUGGAUUUUCAUAAAUAAACAUUAAACAGAUAGGUAGAGUAAUAGCUAUAGACCUACACACACAAGGCAGUUAUAUUAAAUCAUUUAUAUAUAAAACAUUUAAUCAUUCCAUGUGUGUUAUAUUAGGAAUAUUUCUAUUAUAGGGAUAACUAAAAUAACAUAAAGCAAAAACAUGUAUAAAUAUUUAUUUUUAAUUCCGACUCACAGCCACGUUAUUAAGGUCUGUAAUAAACAAAACCAUCUGUAAAUCUGUCGAGAUUUCAGCGAGUUCAGAGUAUUUUUGAUCAUGCAGAUUACUCACCUUCUGUCAGCUACCAUAGAGUGUACCAGAAUGGUAUACUGGAGGAAGAUGGCCGCCAUGGAGCGAUGCCUUGAGUCAUCUAGCCUUUCUUAUAGAUAUCUAUGUGUGUAACAUCUGUACGUGUGUGUUUGUGUGUGUGUGUGUGUGUGCUGCAUGUACUCAUGUUUGUGUUUCUGACAGGGCUCUGAGGGACCACCGGGGCCGAGGGGACAACCAGGAGAUGCUGUAAGUGUCACAAACAGUCAGCUGAUACACUACCAUGACCCUUUAACCAAAACCUGUUCCUAACACGACUUUACCAGGCAUGAGGAGAGUUAGUUUGUCCUCACAAAGAUAGAAAAUCAAACACACAGUAAUCUGUCAUUUAAUGCAUCAUGUGAUUCCAGGGCUCCAGAGGUCUGAACGGUCCCAGAGGUCGACCUGGUCCCCCCGGCCAGAUUGUGAGUGUGAAAUAAACACAGUUUAAGAAGUACUGAAUCUGCACUAUUAUACACACACACACACACACACACACACACACACACACACACUCGUGCAGUGUUGGUAGCUGUCCAGAGAAACCGAGGUUUCCCUAACCGCCGACACGGAUUCAUCGGCGGUUUCACUAUCUGAUAACGCCACGUGAUCACGUCGACAUGAUGUAACGGCGGUUAAUCAUUCGUUAACACGGCGUUAUGUAAUUUCGAUCUCGUCGGAGAGAGCCACCCCGUGCCAAAAAAAACUACAUCAUAUCUGCAAACACCUCGAGCUCUUUGGAGCGUGAAUAAUUUAUAGUAGUAUGUGUGCACUCGUAGAAACGCGAGCUCGCACUUGUGAGUAUCUGACACUUCUUUAUUUGUUUUAUGUCGGUUAAUGAAGCAUCACGAGCCUUAAGCGAGGAGGUGCGAACGCCAAAAACGAACAGGGGGGGCGGUAUCGUUUUCAUUCGUCUUACGUAACGAGCUCAGAUGUAAAAGAACAUCUUAAGACUCUAAAGAAGUGUGUGUUUUUGUAAAUAAGAGUCCACACAGCUCCGUCUUUAACUUCUUUUACGUGUUUUUGUUUGUCUGUCUCCUCACAGGGCAUCCGGGGAAUCGAUGGUGUUCAGGGUUCAAAGGGAAACAUAGUGAGUACAGCUGAAGACAGAAUAAGCUCUAUCAAUCUGUCACCUACUUUUCCACCAUUAAAAACUCUGUUCAGUGUUUUUAAGCAAAGAGAGAAUAUUCUUCUUGUGUCAUAACGUCGAGCAGAUCCAACAGAUUCAAGAUGUCUGUCACAGCAGAUGUUGUUGUGCAUACUUAUCUCAUUAUCUCUUUAAGUAUCAGUAAAACUAACGCUGUCGUGAUGUCAAAAUAAGAGGGAGAUAUACGGCUGAUGAACCUCAUCAACCUGUUUGUGUUAGGGUCCCCCCGGGGAGGUCGGAGCACCCGGACAACAAGGAAACCCCGGGAUUGUGGUACGAGCAGAAAGAUCAAAAUACUCGCACAGAUAAAUCAAGUGUAAGAUAACGCACGGAGAAAUCACUGCUCUGUCUCUGCUGUAGGGUUUUCCCGGUCCUCAGGGGUUAGUCGGGCUGCCAGGAGAGAAGGUACGGCACAUUCAGAUCUGGUUUUUAUCACUCUGAGGCGACAGAGUCGAGAUUAACGGCCUGGGUUUGUUUACAGGGACCCCAAGGGAAGAAAGGGAUGCAGGGUUUGCCUGGGAAUGACGGCCCCCCUGUGAGUACACGUGUAUUUCUCAAGUAUGAAACAAACAUGUCCGGGACGGAUAAUAAUCAUAUCAAACCCACAAUCUAACAGGGUCACCCCGGGAGAGAGGGGACCCCAGGUGAAAAAGGACUGCCGGUGAGUCACAUCAUACACACACAAACCUGUUUCAGAGCAGGUAUAAGUUACUCCACAUAUAUGACAAAUCAGACGCAGCAGUGGAAGAAGGAGAAGGGGCGGGCUGAGUGAUGCACUGUGGGCGGAGCUUGACUGAGCGCUGGUUAAACUCAGGUAGCAGAAGUCCUGUCACACUGGCUGCAGGAUCGAUGUACGUCAACCCGACGACAAGAAGCCUAAAGAAAAUAAAUAAACACAUAUAAAUAAAUAAGUGUUACCCAAAGAUGUUCACUUCACAAAGUAUGAACAUUGAUUUUCCUCGUGUGUGUGUGUGAUUUGAAGGGUCCUGUUGGAGUGCAGGGUCCUGUCGGAUACCCCGGACAACGAGGAGUUAAGGUAGGAAACGUGAAGGUACCUGAUUCCUUCUGUGUUUGGGAUCUCUGUGGUUCAGGGUGGUCUCAUGAAGGUCCUCAAAGCGAUCAGAACUGAUCAACUCCAGAAACUGUUGAAGGAAAGUGAACUCUUCUGCGGUUUAGUGGAAAAGAUGCGACCACGUAAAUCCUGAAGAACCUCCGAUGUUCUCUUCCCUUGUUUACCCACACUUUGUUUUCCUGUCUGACAGGGAGCAGAUGGGAUCAGAGGACUAAAAGGAAGCAAAGGCGAGAAGGUGAAGUAAAAAAGUGACGCGUUGAGAGCGCAUUAAGAGAGUUUUACUGUCUGAAAAUAUCAAAUCGCCCCACAGGAGGCGUCCAACUGUUCCCUACUGAUGUCUUUUGGUGUCUUUCUCAGGGAGAGGACGGUUUCCCCGGAGCUAAAGGGGAAAUGGGAGCAAAGGGGGACGUCGGAGACAACGGGGCUCUGGGUAUCCGAGGAGAAGACGGGCCUGAGGGGCCGAAAGGUCAGAUGGGUCCUCAAGGAGAAUCUGGUCCUGUUGGUAUCGCUGGAGAAAAGGUGCAGAGCUGAGUUUGCAUGAAAGUUUCAUAACUUUAAAAACGUGAUGAAGACGAGCAGAGAGUGACCGUGUCUCUGCCUUUCAGGGGAAACUGGGAGUUCCUGGACUGCCUGGAUAUCCGGGGCGUCAAGGACCAAAGGUACGAAGACUUAAAUCCAACCCUUCAGUGAUGUUUGAAACACACUGACUCUGUGUGACCUCCUCCUUCUUCUCAGGGUUCGGAUGGGUUUCCGGGUGUGCUGGGACCUGCAGGAGAGAAGGGGAAGAAAGUGAGCCGAGGAUUUUAGAUCGUUCAAAUACUAACGCACAAAAAUGAAACGUUGAUUCAAAGACUUUUUUUAUGAACAUCCUGUUUUUUUUCAUAUCCAGGGUCCUGCAGGACAACCAGGAGGUGGAGGCCAGAGGGGUCCAAACGUGAGUGAUGAGCCCAAAAUGCAGCUAAACCUCAGCUCGAUAUGAGGACAGAGACUUAAUAUUGAUCCAAACACAAGAACAGAAAAUAGAAAGAGAGAGAGAGAGAGAGAGAGAGAGAGCUGCCGAAACCACAGAAGAUACAGACGUGAUCGGAGAGAUACGUGAAAUGUUGAUACGUGCAUUUCUUUUCCUUUUUCCAGCUGUAUGUGUGUUUUUACAAACAUUCACAGAUAAUGUCGGAUUCAAUCAAAUAAACAAAGUCCGCUCCAAAGUACAGAUUUAUAGGCACAGAUUCUAGUCAGAGGCAGGAGGACAGAUAGGAAAUUCUUACACCACUAACAUAAACUGUGCAUCAGUAAAGUUCCCAUCUUUUAAUUAAGGAGGCUUCCUUCACCUCCGUCCAAAACACACUUAAUUUAGGGCGGAGCCAAAAUCUGUGGGUGUGAUUAUCUAUUUGGGCUCCGCAGUUUCUCCCACAUGACCUGGGAUAUUGUGGACCCAUCUUGGAAACGAAAAUCCAUUAUUUUAAAGGUGCAGUCUGCAGAAAUAUAAUAUAAUAUUCACAAUAUUAUUUAGAUUAGUCGAUUAUAACCAGCAAGAAGGCGAGUCCCCUUCCUCAGAGGCUUUUUCUUGUUUCUAUUGAUGUUUUUUAUCACGCAUCAAAUCAGUUUUUGUCCUCUAAGACCACCGUAGUCCAUGCUUUCAAUCUUCACACUUUAACUCACUGUUUCUGUCACUAAAAUCACACUCAGACUUUCCUUUGAGUUUACUGUGAGUUUAAAGUUUCAUCUUCAGACGUCUGUCAGUGGUCAUGCAGAGUUUGUUUCUGCUGCCCUCUAGUGGCUAAAAUAUCUGCACACAGACGUUUUUCUGCGUCCACUAAUGCCCUUAAGGCAGCAGCAGCAGACGUAGAUGAAUAGAAGUGAACUGCAGAGAGAGUUUCAGCCUGAGGUGAGUGUACUUUGAUGGAUGUCUUACAUUUGGACUCACCCGUCUGUCUUCUUCUCUGACAGGGCGCACGAGGAGGCAGAGGAGCUAAAGGGCCAACGGGGAAACCAGGAGAAAAGGUCAGCUGACCGUCUGUCGGCCAAUAAAAUCGUCUUCUUCCAAAUGUCUGCUGUUGAUUCUAUCAAUCACCGCCACGGUGUUCUUCCCUCACUUUCACAGGGCGCCUCAGGACACGACGGGCCUCCAGGAUCUCCUGGAGAAAGAGUAAGAAAAACACGUUUGAAGUUUUUAUUUUUGAACUUUUCAUUCAUUCAUUUGAAAAAAAUAAAAAAGCAAAAAUACAAGAAGUGAUAAACACGCAGAUGAGAAAAAACACAACAGAAGUAAAUCCGUAAAUCAGUAUAUCUCAUUCGUUUGAUGCAAGUGUUUUAGUCAUGAACUAUUUUUUCAAUAAAUGCACCAUUUCCCAACAUUUUUACCCGAGUUCUCUCUGUAGAUGAAUUACUCUAAUUAUCGGUGGACUGAGCGGCCAAUCACCACCUGAUAUACUGACUGUUGGUGUUUUUUUAGGGACCUUCAGGGCCACAAGGGAGGAACGGAGAACCAGGACCCAAAGGAGGAACUGUGAGUUUAGCAAAAGCAGAUAUUGACACAUAAAUUGAGAAUAAAUUCAGAGUUAUAGAGCGAUUUUUUAACUGUUUGAUUUUGAAUUAUUCAAACAAAAGAAGGGAAACAGGAUGGACAGGUCACCAGCCAUAACACAAAGCUUUGGUUAACUCUCUUCAUGGAUUAUUGUCUCAAUAACUCAGAGCAGGAGAGUUAAGGAUAAUCAUUCAUACUAACAAUUAAUGCAGCACUUUUUUUCUAUUUUUGUUGAUUUUUUUUUUUAUACUUUUGAUUUUUUUCUUGAAUUCUUUCUUUUUUGAUAUUUUAGAUUUUUUUCUUGAAACUUUUUCUUGCAUUCUUUCCUUUUUCUUGAUUUUGUGUUCUUUUUUUUUAAUUUUUUUCAUUUGAAUUUUUUUUCUUGAUUUUUUAAAAAAUAUUUCUUGAUUUUUUUUUCUUUUUUCUUGAAUUUUUUCAUUUGAUUUUUUUCUUGAAUAUUUUCUUCUUUUUCUUCUUUUUCUUGAAUUUUUUCUAUUUUUAAUUUUUUUUUCUUGAAUUUUUUUCUUGAAUUUUUUCAUUCAAUUUAUUUUCUUGUUUUUUUUUAUUUGAUUUUUUUUUCUUGAAUUUUUUUUUCUUGAAUCUGCAUUUAUUAUGACGUGUGCUGCUGACCUUUUGGCCAGGUUGCACUUGUAAAUGAAACCACGACCUUAAUGAGAUUCUACCUGGUUAAAUAAGGGUUAAAUAAAACUAAUUAAAUAUUUGAAUACAGUCCCAGUGAGGAGUAGAGCCGGUUACUAAAACAGAAUAGAGAAAAACAAAAGAAGAAGGUCAGACAAAGGAAGAAAGAAAUGCACCAAAUAUUUCCUCCCUGUGUCAUUUCCAUAUUCAGUAUCAUUAACCACCUGGACCAGAACCUUCUGACUCCAUUAAAACAAAUUCACCUCCAACACUUCAAUCAAACACAGUUACACACAAUUCCUCUUUGUUUUUUUGCUGCUGCCUGAACUAUAAUUAGAAGUUUAUUCUCUUUAUUUGGUACCGUGGUCCGCACUGCAGUGUUUUUGUUGUGGUGCAGUCUGCUCGUGCCAAAGUUUGAAACACUCCUCCUAGGGUUCUCAUUUUUUCAUUUUCUGAUAACAAUUCCUCCGACUGAGGAUUCACGGGGAAGAAAUCCUGCUCACAUGCUGCUAUGAAUCACUUUGUGUUGCCUCUGGGGGACAGCUCCUGCAGCCUCAUUUGAAUAUCUGACAGCUCCUGUAAUAAAAUGCCACAUGGGUGAAUUUAAAAAAGCUGCUCAGGAUUAUUAGGACCAUUCUUAUGCCCCUCAUUUUCAAUACCAGAGAUAUAACUUUGUAUUUGGAGGCCGUUUUUUACCCUAAACAGCUCACGUUUAUUUUAAUGUGUGUGGGAAUCCAGGGUCCUGCAGGGAAAGAUGGACUUCCAGGUCAUCCGGGUCAGAGAGGAGAGCCGGUGAGUGGGUUUACGUUUUAUGAGAGGUCAUUAAAGGUCAUCAUGUGCUGCUCUUUUCUUUGAGAAGUUCAUUUUCUACUCCUCUUUUUCUGUGACUUCAGGGAUUCCAAGGAAAGACGGGCCCCCCGGGACCCUCAGGUGUUGUGGGGCCACAGGUGAGCUCAGCAGUGAAUCACUUAUUAUGUAACAACUGCCUUCAGCUCCAGGUCUGUGCAGGUUUAACUGACCCGAUCACCUCUGUGUGUGUGUGUGUGUGUGUGUGUGUGUGUGUGUGUGUGUGUGUGUGUGUGUGUGUGUGUGUGUGUGUGUGUUACAGGGGAAAUCUGGUGAACCUGGUCCAACAGGGGACAGAGGUCACCCGGGGGCACCAGGUGUGCCAGGAGAGCACGGUUUACCCGGGACUGCUGGGAAGGAAGGAGGAAAGGUGAGUCCGUGACGUCACACACACACACACACACGGUCUGUUAUCCUCACGUUUCGGACCGUAAUCAUAACCAUGCUGGACUUUGGUGUCUCAGGGUGACCCAGGUCCUCAGGGGACAUCUGGAAAGAACGGACCCACAGGACUGAAAGGGUUCAGAGGGAGCAGAGGAGCCCCAGGAAUUAUGGUAGGACACAAUCUCAGAUCAGCGACUCGAUUUGUAGCUGCAGGAAAGACACAAUUGUGUUGUACUUGAUCAACAAGUACACACAAAAACCUACAAGUACACAACUCAGAGUGUGGAUUUCACAUUUACUAAUACACAUAGACAAUAACUGUACACAUGUUACAGAUGCACAAACCUUUUGCAACCAAACUCCAUUUAAAGGUACAGUGGGUAGUUUUUAGCGGAAAAGACUUGAUAGAAAUGAAAAAUUAUUUGUGUCCUUGGAGGCCACCGUAGAUUCACCUACUGGAGGGGUGAGCAGGGGAACAUUUCAUCCAGAACCUAACGCUCCAUAUCACCAAAUUUCUGCACUGUACCUUUAAAAUAUGAACGUUUGAUCAGGUUGUGUAAAUGAUUCGAGCAGAAUCAUAAAAAUCAUACCUGGUCUUUUUCAGGGACCUCCUGGUCUAAAAGGAGGAUCAGGACCCAGUGGAUCCCCAGGAGGCGUGGUGAGUCUAAGUCCGUCAUAACUUCUCUGUAACGUGUUUUUUUAAUGAGAUGAAAGCAGAGGUAUUGAUCUGCAGAUUUCUCUGUAUCAAGGAGACUCGGAUCAAUAAGCGAUCGAUCCAGAAUUCUAAUUCAUGGAGUUCUUGUGUCUGUAGGGACCCACCGGUGAAAGGGGCCCUCCUGGAUCUGCAGGGGCUAUUGGACAGCCUGGUCGGGCUGGAGCGAUCGGAGGACCUGGACCAAUGGGAGAGAAGGGCGAGCCGGUAACCUCGUGUUUUUUAACUCUGCUGUGUGUGUGUGUGUGUGUGUGUGUGUGUGUGUGUGUGUGUGUGUGUGUGUGUGUGUGUGUGUGUGUGUGUGUAGGCAGAAUAACAGGUCGAACAUUCUUGUUUUCCAGGGUGAGAAGGGUCCGAUUGGUCCAGCAGGUCAGGAUGGGGAUCAGGGACCUGGUGGGUUGCCCGGGGCGACAGGCCCUGCAGGACCUCCAGGAGACGACGGUGAUAAGGUGAACUAUCUGUUCCAGAGAGUGUGUGUGUUUGUGUGUGUGUGUGUUUACUGUGGUGAUAAUUUGUGCGUCUUCUGUGUGUGUGUGUGUGUGUGUGUGUGUGUGUGUGUGUGUGUGUGUGUGUGUGUGUGUGUGUGUGUGUUCACAGGGAGAACAAGGAGAACCCGGGCAGAAAGGCAGCAAAGGAGACAAAGGAGAGUCUGUGAGUCUGGAGCUCAUUAUAGACCAAACUUCACAACCAGCGUAGAUCUGAUGGAGUCUGAAUGAUCAUCUCCACCUCUUUUUUCACUCUCACUCUCUCUCUCUCUCUCUCUCUCUCUCUCUCUCUCUCUCUCUCUCUCUCUCUCUCUCUCUCACAGGGUCCCCCGGGCUCUGCCGGCACUCAGGGGGUUGUCGGUCAGCCAGGACUUCCGGUGAGUCUGCUCUUCUCUUUGAACUCUCAAACUCAAACCCCUUAAACCUCAGAUCUACACGAGGGUGAAGGAGCUCAGAUUUCCUGCUGACUGAUCUUCACGGCCGCAGUUUUUCACACUGGUUUAGAUCUUGAUCCUUAAUCAGGAGGAUAAAAAAAGAACACCUAAUUAGUCUCAGUCCUUUUGGAAAUAAAACAUCUGCAGGUACAUUUCUUCUUUACAAUGGAGUAUCAGGGCCACGUUAAGAAAACAAAAUCAAGACUUUGAGAUUAAAGUCAUUACUAACGAGAAUAAAGUUGCUAUAAAAUAAUUUCUUAUGAGAAUAAAGUCGUAAUAAAAUAAUUUCUUAUGAGAAUAAAGUCGUAGUGAAAUCAACAAUAAAUAAUUAAUAAAAUCUGAGCUCAUGCGUUAAUUCGGGCUGUACAGUCUUCGUAGACUGGUCGACUUAUCUGUCGAUACGUCCUGAGUCAACCUCGAUUUUUUUCUGCGUCAAUUCACAGUAGGAGGAAUGUGCCAAGUGUAAAAGGGGGUGUUUUUAGAGCACCCCUGUUUUAUUAGGUAACAGUCUGUCUCAGAACACCCCUCUUGUUUUCACCCUUUUGGAUUUGCCCAACCCGAGGGAGAGCGGGUGGAGACAGGACCAUUGAAGAGCGUCCACAUUAAUCAACGUCUGUUGUUUUGCUGAAUAUUUAUAUUUUAGCCUUUUGUGUUUAACGGCCUUCUUGUGUUGGUAUCAGUAUGUUUUCACCCGCCAAGCGGACCCGUCGUCCCCCGCCUCAGAAGGGGUUCGGCGACAGAGUCCACCCCUCCGAUUAGUCAAUUUUUGGUCAAAAAUUUUAGUGUUUUAGUCGACCAAGAAUUGGUUACAGCUCUAGCAUUAUAACUUGUUCUCAUUGUUGGAGCUGCAGUUUCACUUUGAACCUGCAGGGGGAGCCAUCCUACAUGUGCACGAAGCCGACCCUGCAGAACCAGGACUUCAUCCUGAGUACUGAGGGUGUCCCGAUACGAUAUUGAUGUCAGAUCGGAAUAAAAACAAUGAAAAUGAAAUAAAAACUUGUCAUGAACAAUAUCGGAUCAAUAUCGGUAUCUGUAAAUAUUAAAGGCUACAAUAUUGGAAGUCAAAAAAUUGUAUGGGGACACCCGUUAGCCCUUGAGUUUAUUUUGAACAGUUCCACUGACUUCAUCACUUCUCUCUCUCCUUUGUAAACCAGGGCGUAGACGGACUGGUGGGUCCCAGAGGUCAGCAGGGCAUGUACGGCCCGAAAGGAGAUGAGGGACUCCGCGGCUUUAAGGGCUCCAAAGGACCGAUCGGGUUACAGGUCAGAUCUGUGGAGCAGUCAGAGAUCGAGGCUGAAGCUCUUCACUUCUAUCCUGUCUUAUAAUGUUUAUGUUUUCUCCCAGGGUAUGCCGGGUCUACCAGGAGAGAAGGGUGAGAGUGGACACGUGGGACUCAUGGUGAGUUUAUCUCCUCUUCAAAGAUCUGACGUCAGUAAAAAGAUUUACUGAUUUUCAUUUUAACCUCUGUUUUAGGGUCCACCCGGUCAGCAAGGCCCUAACGGUCCUCAGGGUCCAAUUGGAGGACAGGUAGGUCUCACAGAUCCUUAAUUUGUUCAGCACGUCAGUCAGAUUCUCCUCAAACUCUGUGGUCCUGUCGUUCAGGGUCCAAACGGUCGACCUGGGAUGAUCGGACAGCCUGGUGGCGUUGGAGAAAAGGUGAAACAUCAGCGUUCGUGUUUCUCCUCCUCAAACAUUCGGUCUCUUUCUGAAUUUAUGACGUAAGUCUCUGUUUCUCUCAGGGGGAGGAUGGUGAGGCAGGUGACCCCGGUCCAGUCGGUGUCCCAGGAAGGCUGGUGGGUUUUUGUCGGAGCACAUUUCGACUUCAAAGAAACGGAUCAAAGAAUUUUCUUCCUCCAUGUUUUUUUUUUUUAAGCCUCUCUCACACUUCCUCUCUGCCCCACUUUUCCUAAUCUCUCUCUCUCUCUCUCUCUGCUCCUUUUACUUCUUUAGGGAGAGAAAGGAGACCACGGGGAGAAGGGAGAUACAGGCCUCCCAGGGGCAGCUGGUCCUCCAGGAGCCAGGGGCGCCGCAGGAGAGGACGGGGCCAAAGGCAAUGCUGUGAGACACACUUAAACGACCUAAAACCGUUUUAUAAAUCCGGAUCGGUUCAGAGUGUUGAGACCCAGUAAAGCUGUCAGAUUUAAAGCUCAGCUCCUGUCAGUGAGAUUAAUCUGCAGCUUCAGUGUUUAUCUUCUCUCUGGUACCAUAAGGAGGCAUAGAGAGAGUCUGUUAUCAUAACUGCACAAAUAAAGAAAAAGUCCAGUUAUAAAUAGACCCAACUCCUACAAAAACAAUAACUCAGUGUCCUCCAGAUUUCUCCUACUCCUUUUUCUUAAAGUCCCACUCCAGUCAUUUUUUUAAAGUGUUCUCUCAGUGAUCUUUAAGUCGUGAUUAUGAAGUUUUCCUGUGUCAUUUUCAAGGCCUUUUCUUCUGCAGAGCUUCAGUAGCUCAUUAGCAAUUCACCUCCGAGUCGUGGGCGGAGACGGCGCUGCUCUGCUCACUCCUCUUCAUGCUAGCUUAUAGCCUAACGUUGCUGAUGUCGUAGAAGUGUCAGGUAACAUAGGAACUAUUCAGCUCUUGGACACGAAUGUCUUUAGGGACAUGAUGAAAGUUAAUAUCAUAAUUAAUAUCAUAAUUAGCUUUCUUAGGAGAAUUGCAGUCCACUACCGCACACGCUUGUUCCGCGAUGUCCUCUCUACUUCUCAGAGUCUGGUCUGCUCUGGGGGCGGAGCUUGGAUAUGUGACAUAGAAAAUCUCACAAAAUCUUACGCUGGGAUUCCACCGCAUUCCAUCCUCUUCGCUUCUCUCCAGAGCAGCAGGCGGAUCAAAAACGCAAGAAGCAGUGGCUACCAGAUCUGAUCUGCCGCUGCAAGCGGAGGAGAAGCGCUUGUGAAAUUACCGAUAUUAGACUGGACGAGAUCUCACAUGUUUCACCAUGAGACAUUAAAUAAGACCGGUGGUUUAUAUAAACACCCAGAUCCCACAACCCUGACCCCUCCCAUUAUUACGUGAAGAACAGUUCAACGUAUUAACUUUAUUUUAUUUUGAAAAAUUAACCGGAUAUUUUACUCAGUAGCCGCAAACAACUUCUGCUGCCGCCGAUUCGUUGUGGUGCGGCAUCCGGCAAAAAUGAAGGCCUUGCGUAUCUGAUCUGACCGCCAGAGCAGACGGAUUGUGUGGAAUCACGCACAUUGAUUAUAAUGCUUGAGUGGAUCGAGACGUUAGCCUACUGUUUGGGUCUGUCAGAGACUCACAGCGGUUUGACUGCAGAAAUACUUUUUCUCCUGAUAUGUCCUGUAGCGUCAGAAAAACGAACAUGUAAGAAAACAAGACAAACACGAUUUUCAUCAGAGUGGGUCUUUAAGUGUGUAAAACUAAAACGUUUGAUAGACCGAUUUAAAAAGUAAAUUUUGGAUUUUUGCUCUAACUUUUUGGAGGCAUUAGGACGUUGACCUACGAUCAGGACUGAAGGCUGGAGGUUCUGACUCUGCUGUUGUUUGUCUCACGCUGUAAAGACAUGAUGAUUUUGUACAAACUCAGACUUUGACUCUCUCUCUUCAGGGUCCUAUCGGUCUCACCGGUGACCUCGGACAGCAGGGGGAGGCUGGACCCAAUGUGAGUCUGUUUCCUAACCUUAUAAUGUUACUGACUUUUACCGACCAAAAGACCGACCAUCCAAACCUUUUUUUUGUCCCCCUCAGGGUGUAGACGGUCUGGCCGGUACUAAAGGAGACAUUGGAGACCCUGGAAAAUCUGUGAGCGCUCACCUUCUCCUGCUAACACUGAGAGAGUUCAAUUUAAGACCAUGAGAGAUACUGUCAAACACAUUCUGCAGGACUGGGUUCAUAAAAGUUUCAUGUUUAAUACUCAGGGACCUCCAGGAGCACCGGGAGAACCGGGACCAACUGGACCUCCAGGGCGAAGGGUUUGUGUUUUUUCUUUUUUGUCUCUGAAGCUUUUUUCUUUAUUUUUGGACCCUCGUCUCUGUCGGGACGAGGUCUUUCUCUCAGGUUCGUGAGUAUAAAUGUGUUUGUGGUUAAAAUGUGGUUUUUAGGGCCACCUGGGAAAAGCAGGAAAAGAAGGGAAGGCGGGUCUGAAGGGAGUCAAGGUGAGACCGGGAGAAAAACCUUUGGAUUAACAUCAUCUGAACGCCGGUCGACUCUGAGGAUCAUCCUGGUGUCUGUCUUUUCAGGGGGCUCCUGGUUUUGAGGGACCGAUAGGGAAGACAGGACCUGUAGGUGCACAGGGACACCCAGGGAAACCAGGACCUCAAGGUUUAAGAGGGAUCCCCGGUCCUGCAGUGAGUUAAAGAACGAAGAUUUACAAAAACAGAGCGAGCCAAAAAUAGAGGUUUAAUUUUUUUGUUUGUCUUGCAGGGAGAGCAGGGUUUGAAUGGACCACCAGGCCAGACCGGACCCCCAGGUCCCAUGGUAUGAUCACUCAUCAAAUCAGCAACAUAACAGAAAAGAAAUAAACUAAUCCAGAUUAUUAAAAAACCUCUGACUGCUCUCAGGGUCCACCGGGAUUACCAGGACUGAAAGGAGACCACGGGAAGAAAGGGGACAAGGUGAGCGAGUAAGAAACAAAAAUGACAAAUCACCACAAACAUGACCGUGACGUCGUUUUUGAGCCUGUUUGUGGUCUCUUUUCAGGGUCAUGGGGGUCUGAUUGGUCUCAUAGGCCCUCCAGGAGACAUUGGAGAGAAGGGGGACAGAGGACUACCAGGAAACCAGGGUCUUCAGGGUCCCAAAGGAGAUGAGGUGCUGAAAACGCUCCAUUCAGUUUAAAGUCAUAAUAAGAGAGACUUGAGCAUAUUGAUGAAAGUGUUUCCAGUAAAACCACACUGGAAACUGAUUUUAACCAGGAGGUCACUUUAGUCUGAGCUCUCACAUUCACCACUUCAUUUUAAUCUGAAACAGGGUUGGUACAGAGAGGGACUGAACCCUCAAUCUGAAUAACGUCUCAGAUAAAUUCACUGGAAUCAAAAGCGUCCAUCGUCUGAGAGGAGGGGCGUGUUUAACUCAGACGGAAGAAAUUCUGCAAAUGACUUCAAGUCGAGAAAAGCUUUUUCCUGCUCUCCACAAACUCUUUGAAGUCUUUGAGGAAACCACCUGCUGAAAACUGCUGGGGGCCUGAGCAGGAGGUCACGUAGGAGUGAGGGCAGUUUACCAAAAAAACCUGCAAUUUAAGACGUCCAUGUGGAUUUAGUGUCUGACAAACCGACUCUGAGAGGAUGGACUUUUCUUAUUUUUUUAGCUUUUAAAGUUGCAGGACAAACGAAUUAAUCCAUCCUGUGAAGAACCACUUUAGAUAAGUCGUCAAAAAACAGCUGUGCUCAAAUGUAAGGGUUCAUACUGUCGGUGCAUUCAGGAGGGAUGUGCAGGAAACAUCUCUGUCUCUGUCUCUGCCUGAUUACCUGCUGAGCUUGUGUGAAAAUAUUGCUACUGACAGGUACACAGAGAGCCGCGGGCAGAUGGUUCCCUAUUGUAUUGAUAGUGGACGGCUGUUUUACACAAAUAAAAACAGAAAGAUGGUGGAAAUGGUCAGUAAAUGUCAGUGUUUGUUCUCACUGUCAGAGCACAUGUGCUGACUCUCUCUGCUGAUCUCUUACACACAUUAUUCCAACUUUAUUAAUCCAAAGCAUUUCUGUGUCUUUAUUUUUAUGUCCAUAUCAGGGUCAAGUUGGUCCAGCAGGUCCUCAUGGCCCCCCUGGCCCCACUGGUCUGUCUGUAAGUAUACAGGAAACCUCUGCAGUGGAUCUGUAAUAAACCGGGACAGGAACCUCAAACACUGAGAAAGACUCGUAAAGGAUGGCAUUUCAGAGAACCUGAGGGUUCAUCAUCUGUAGUUCAUAAAGUCUCUGAAGAUCAAAUCUGGAGAAAUCUCUGUGAUCUUCAAGCCCUGAGGCAGCACAGCAUUAAGAGUGGAAGUCACCGCAUAAUAAAACACAAUGACAGAAACCUAUAUUUACUUUUUAUUUCACCUUUAUAAAACACGGUGAGAUCAGGAUCUCUUUAACAAGGUUAAAAGGUCAAAGAUUAAAAACACAGUUUAAGAGAUGAAGUAUUUUUUUAAUAAGAAGUGUGAGAGCAAAAAUAUACAAGCCAAAUAUCAAUAUUAUUGUCACUAAACUGCAUUAUUCUGUACAUCCUAAGAGAGUUUAGAGACUCGUCAGUGUUUUAGAUCUGAUUUUUAGAUCUCCCAUUUUCCCAGGACUCUCCCGUAUUUCAGACUUAUCUCUCUCCCGCCCACCUCCUGUAUUGUCAUUUCUCCCAGAAUCUCCCGUAGUUUGAUGGUCCACCUUCAUUUAUGAAUCAGAUCACUAGAUUUGUUUCUGCUGAGCCUCACAGACACUGGAUUAAAACUUUGACUUUACAGUUUGGGACGAUUCAGGUCGAUUUAAGCUGUAAACUAUAUUUAAACAGUGUUUGUCGCAAAAUUGAAUGAAAGGGAAACAAACGUGAGAUAUAAUAUUUACAUUGAUCAUCUUUCACUGUCUCGGAGUGAUGCGUUCAGGGCAGCCUCGGAUAAAAGAGCGCUGUAUUUCACACACAGAUGUUCAGAGAGUCUCAUACGGGAGAGAGCAUGUCAAACAUAUGAGGACUUUAACACUAAUAUUAGUGGACUAAAUAAGUUCAAGGCUUAUCAUAGCUAUUAUAUUUUUAUUUCUAUAUGUUAUUAAAACAAAAAAGUGUGCAGCUUCACUUAGACUUAUUUGGAUGAUCAAUUUAAUUACAAAUACUUUCAUAAUGAGCUCAUAUCCACCAAACAAGGUAACGCCGAAACUGCCCAGCACAAAAAUCUCCCGGAUUUCAUAACCCAAAUGUUGGCAGGUCUGAUUUAUGGUUGUAUAAUACGUGUCGUUGCUGUUACCGCGCAGAUCACCGUGACUCUGAGUCUUUCCUCUCUUACAGGGCGCCAUCGGUCCAAAGGGGUCUAAAGGAAACCAGGUCAGUGUGAAGCCUGUUGUUGUUUUGGUUAAUUCUGUAUAAUAAAGGGGUCUUUUUACUUUCCCUUCACACAAUCAUGAUUGGUGUGUUUUGUUUCUAUGAAGGGUCCAAUUGGCCCAAGAGGAGACGUUGGACCUGCAGGACCUCCAGGACCACCAGUGAGUUCUGUUAAUGCCCCCCUCCCAACAGCCUCUUGAAAAACUGCCCACCAGCUAACCUGUUUCUUCUUCUCCUCUGAUUUCAGGGUUCGCCAGCAGCCGGCAUGUCCCCGCUGCCGGAGCGAGGACGAAGGAGGAGAACCCAACCCUUGGUGGAUGGUGCUGUACUUGAAGAGGAGGAGCAGGCGGAGGAGGCUGUGGAUGGAGGAGAGGAGGAGUGGAUGCAGGGAGACCAGGCGGAACAGGGCGAGUGGAUGAAGGAGAAGGAGGGCAAAGGGAUGGAGGAAGUGUUUGCAUCUCUGUCCUCCAUGAAAGUGGAGGUGGAAGGUCUUCGUAAUCCACAUGGGACGUUCCACAGCCCCGCCCGCACCUGCAAGGAGCUGUGGCUCCUCCAGCCUGGACUCCCCAAUGGUACCUAAAUUCUGCCGUCUGCUGCUUCUGUUUGCUCAUUUUCAGAGAUUCGUUUCUGUGUCUGUGUUUCUGCUGUUGUUAGCCUCGUGUAUAUUUAGCCUCCUCUGCCCUCAUUCUCUGUCUUUCCCACCAGGUGAAUACUGGAUAGAUCCUAACCAGGGUUGCCAUAGAGACUCUUUCAAGGUGUUUUGUAACUUCACCGCUCAGGGAGAGACGUGUUUGUACCCUGACAAGAAAUUCCAGUCGGUUAGUUUUCAUGCAGAAAAUAAAAUCGCACCUUCCCACCUCAGUUUGCAGAGUUUGAUCACGUGGUCAGGAGAACUGUGGGCUGAUUUAAUUUUAUUUUUUUAUGUUUGUUUUCCAUCAGGUGAAGUUGGCGGGCUGGAAAGGUGAAAACCCGGGCUCCUGGUAUGGCUCAUUCAGGAAAGGAAAACAGGUAUUAUAAUGAAGUGUGUGUUGAACAGAGAAUCUCUGCCCUUCAACAGCGACUGACUCAUCUUUCUGUCAGGAUUCCUUCGUUUUUUUUGUUUAAAGCAGUUUGGAGCUAAAGGUCAAAGUGUUUCUGACACUUAGUUUAAAGGGAUAUUCCGGCGUAAAAUUAAUUUAGGGUCAAACACACCGUAACACCGAGUUAGACCCCCCCUCCAGAGAUGAAUGUUGUCGACCGCUUGCUUCUCUAGUUAUACCAACUUUAGUAACGACCGCAGGAUAGCAAUACAGAGAGCCAUGUACUCAACCAAAACGCCACUCUAUAGCCACAAAUAAUGCUCAGAACAGCACCUAACUUCAUCAACAGGACAUAUAGGGUCACAGUCACCAAACAUUUUUUUAACUUCGACUAAUUUCUUUAGCAAAGAGACUAAACACAACUCACCUACUCUCUUCCAGCAGCCGCUUGUUUGUACAGAGACCUCCGAACGAGUCUAUCGACAACAGCGGGGUGCUGCAGCUCAAGGAAGAACAUUUAUGAUCAUUUCUUCAUGGAAAUACAAUCAGACCGAGACGCUAAGACAGAAGAACUACCACGUCUGCAGUGAAAAUGAUUAAUAUGGUGAUUAUUGCUUCAAGGAAAUGAUGAAGAAAUGAUCAUAAAUGUUCUUCCUUGAGCUGCAGCACCCCGCUGUAGUUGAUGGACUCGUCCAGGUCUCCGUACAAACAAACCGCUGCUGGAAGAGAGUGGGUGAGUAAACAUGAGCCGUGAAUUUUCCUCCUGAACAUGUUUGAGGAUCAUUCCUGAAGAUGUUGGUUAUUAUCAGAGAGUAUUUAGCUCGUAUUUGGCAGCGCAGACUAUCUUUAUUGUAUCAGCGUCUGAUUUCUGUUUUUGCUUUUCCAGUUUUCCUACUCAGGGUCUGACAGCGUUCCAGUCCACGUGGUGCAGUUGACCUUCUUGCAGCUUCUGAGUGCCACAGCCAAACAGACCUUCACUUACCAUUGCCUGAACUCAGCCGCGUGGCUAAACACUGCCACCUAUGGCCAUGAACAUGCACUGCGCUUCCGAGCCAGCAGCGGAGAGGAGCUGACGCACGAGAACACGCAUUACAUUAGUGCGCUGUACGACGGGUGUCAGGUACGUAACAUGGAUACCCGUUAAACUUGUUUUUCUGAUCGUACGCUCGUCUCCUGAUUGAUUGAUUGAUCGAUUGUGUUUGUGAUUGUUUUUUUUUGCAGACACGCUCAGGACAAGAGAGGACAGUGUUGGAAUUUGACGCUCCGCUGUCCAAUACCCUCCCCAUCAUCGACGUUUUUGUGCCUGAUUUUGGGAAGGGGAACCAGAAAUUUGGUUUCCAAGUCGGCCCGGUCUGCUACAACGGUUAACAGAGUGGGGGACUGGGGGGCUUAUCACAGGAAUUAUUUAAUAGGACAAAAAGAGCCAUGGACACUUUUUACAUGCAGGGAGAAAACUACAAACAAGACUUACCUGGCGCUAAAUAUUUAUGAGUUAAUUUACCUACAACAGUAUUCUUCCAUCAGACCAUUAAUCCUUUCACACAGACGCUCUCGUUGACUUCUCCAACACUCUCACCGACCGUCAGCUGUCUCAUUUGUUUCCUUUUUGUCACUUCUCUUUGAAGGAGUGAGUGGUGCUCCAACAGCUCUGAUUAUGUCUUUCAUACCUUCAUGGACUGAUGCACUCAAAUCUGCUCUUUUCACACACACCCACAAACAUCCAAUAUCAGAGACACGUCUUCAAAAAUGAGGAGGAACACAUUUCAGGCACAUUCACUCACCAUGUACUUCUGUGUUAUUAUCAAACCUCAUCUUGUUGUGUUUAUUUUUGUUUGUUGUUGUCAUUUUGUUGUUGUUAUUAACUGUAAUGUGAUGUAUAUUGGAGUGUAAUUCACCACGGUGCUAUUAUGUAGCUCCUUACAGGAGUGCAUUUCUUUGUAAAAGGGAUCUGGGGCAGUGCAUUUUUUUAUAUUGUGAAUCUGUUUUAUAUAUUUUUUUUAAACACUCAAACCAAAUGUGGUACAUGAUUGCCUCAAUGUCUUUCUAGUUUGUGGGGACGUGACUGAGUAACAUAUUUUAAUAAAAGUACAUAAUGUACAUUUAAGUUAACACUGAUGAGACGUAGGUUUCUUGUGUGUUUGUUACAAAGACAACAAAGAAAAGGUGUAAGGAGAGGAAAGACAGCUGCUUUCCAACCAGGUGAGUCUCUUCAUUACGCUUUCUCACGUCUGUUGUGUAGAGCUGUUGUUCAUUACGUUUUACAAAGCAAUUUUCUCGGUAUCACGGCGGGGUCCGUGAUGACUAAACACCUCAUUAUGUUUGACUGUUAAAAGCAAAUUUCAGGAAUAGUUCAUUUCAUUGCGCCUGAGAAUAUCUCAGCAAAUAUUAGAAGGCAUUUCGAAAUAUCUCAAACAGACACAAGGCUACAAGUCAGGAAAUUACUGCAUGAUAACUCACUCAACAAAAAUGUUUGCCACGUUAAACCCACAUCUCAGCAUCCUUACUGGAAAGAGAACUUCAUAACCAGGAUUGUUGUGGUUUUGUUUUAAGUCUCCACUGUUCAUAUCAACAUUUUAAGAUGCUUAUAGGGUGACUUCAGGUAACAAAGGUCUUUUAAAGCAAUGAUUAUGAGAGGAAAAUCUAAAAGAGUGGCCUUAUGAUGCACCAGCGAAUAUCCAGUAAAGCUCAUGUUUCAUUAGGAGUCAGGGCAAAUACGUUCAAAUCUCCAUGACUGAUCAUUAAAUGUGUGAAUAAUUUCUUGAAUCAACUGCAUCUGGGGAGAUAAAAUUGAUUUAAUGUCGUCACGAUGGGUGGAAAGAGCUCAACCACUGCAUACUGAAGAGACAAUUACUUUUGUAGAGGAAGAAAAAUACACUUUUCUGAACUAUUCUUAAAAUACUCCAAAUUACUUGUGAAAAGGAGGACAAGUUUUUAUCUUUGUGUGCUCUAAGUGAACCUCAUCUCUUCUUUACUCUUUCACUGCUUUUGUUUUUAGCCUGUUCUUGUCCUGCUUUGUCUCUGCUGUCAUCUGCAGAGCAUCCAGCAGAGAUAUUUUUCAUUUUGAUGAUUAAACUUUAAUGAGGUGAAGAGGAUUCACACAGCUCAUGCAGGGAUGUUUAACCUCCACCAUCCUGCUGUAAAAUAUGUAUAUAACAUGUGACCUGACAUGAAAGUCCGCCACAUCAGAGUUAGCCGACUUCAAGCAGCUUCAUGUAAGGCGUGUUGGGGAGGCACAGGUCGAAAACACUGGUUAAUAUUUUACUACUUUCAGCCUCAGUAGCUUAUAGAAGAUGUUAGUAUCUACAGAGAUCGUGUUCUAGGUAGAGGGGAUGGUGGAUUUUAUUGUUGGGGACUGAAAUCGCUACAGCAUCACCAGCGCUGCUCACUGAUGUCAUUUUUUUUUAGAAAAAGGGGAAAAAAGUGUCAUUUUCACAUGUGCCGCCUCACCCAGAGUAUUUUACUAAAUAUGUACAAAGCCUCCUGUCACGGGGUUUUGCUCAAACAAUCACAAUAGAGUGGAAAAGCACAGGCGUAGCGGAAAACACAGUGAUGGUGAUAGUAUUUCUUUACAGUCGGUCUCCCAAGGUGCAAUGCAAAAAUAUUUACAAAAGUGUAAAAAAAUUGUCAAAUAAUAUUUACAAAAUGUAAAAGGCAAAAAAGAAAAUGCCAACAAGGCAGGAGUUCCACUAUGACUCAAGAGAAAAAACAGAAACACAGCAGCACAACAAAAGUCAGUUUGGCACUUACCUUCCAUACAACAAACUCCAGAGUCAGAGAAAUGCUCAGGCAGCCUUCUUUUAAACCCCUUUAGCCCCUCCCAGUGGGCGUUAUCAAUUACAUACCUUUAGAAAAAACAUAUUUAUUCACAUUUAAACCAUUUUUAACUUUCAGUCCUUUUUCUGUAAGUUUUUGCCAUUUUAACAAAGUUUUUAUAGAAAUCAAUGAAGCAUUUUUUUCGGGAUUCACGGCCAACAACAAGGGAAUCAAUUUUUCAUGCAUCAUGUGACCACUUUGACCCGCCAUACCCACCUAUUUCACACCCGGAAAUCACAUGAUCCGGCAUGAUGGCGCGAAUGGACGCAUCUUCGGCAGGUAAGUGAAGGGAUGAAUAUCAAUGUGAAUGUUUGUUAAAGUUAACUGAUAGAGCUCCAAAUGUGCACCUUUGGUUCCCCUAUCUAACAGAGAAGGAAAAGUAGCUGUUUAGUGGGUGAUUAGAGACGCUCGAAGGGAGGGAAAUGUUUGGUGCGUGGCUCCGUGCGCCGCCCGCCGUCAGUGAGGACGCAGAUCCGUCACAUCCGCUAACCGUGAAAAUGGCGGUAAUAUUUCUAAUGUUGAAGUAGUAGUAAUAUUUCCACAUUCACUGACAAAAAUGGCUGACCAUUCGGAAAGUUGGGAUGACCGUUUUGGAAAGGGGAUGAUUUUGAUCCUUUUCAUUUCAGGGAGGAUCCUGUCUAUACCAUAUAAUCUGUUGUAGGAUCAGUCUAAUAGCUGGGAUUUGGAAGUAAUUAUUAGCAAGGCCGUAACAGUAAGUUAUGGCCUCAAAUAUAGGCUACUAAGAACAUGGUUUUAUUCUAACUUUAUCAUUAUACACCAAGCACUUUUGUCAAAUGUUAAUUUUAACAUGUUCAUGAUGUGAAGUUAACGUAGAAAUCGACCAGUGAGUCGAGCGAAUGCUAUUUCUGCGCAUAGCAGUGAGCUAGCUAGCUUAUUGCUAUGUGCAGAAACAGCAUACUCAGAAAAACAAGAUAAACUAUUAACUAGGAUAUUACAUUUCAUUAGCAAAUAUAAACUAAUAUAUUUAUGAUAUAUCGUAUUAAUUUUGUUAUCUCCUGGCUGCUUGUGGUACAGUCGUCCUAGCAGACUAAAGCUAGCUGUAUUAGCUUUCGUGUGCGUGGCUGUGACGUUUAAAUCACGGAGGAUUGAGCGUAAAGAUGAGGCUCGAUAUUAGCGAAGUGUGUGGGGAGAUUUAAUACUUUAAUUUCAGUAAAUAUUCAUCAUAAUUUAACAUUUAAAUUUAUCCCAAACAAACUUAAAACUUAGUCAGCUCAUUAGUCGGAUGAGCUGUUUUUGUUAUUAUUCCUUAAGGUGUGUUAGUAAGUUAUGCAGUCAAGUUAUCAUUUCCAGUUCAAGUCUGUCAUUUAGUAUUUUCUCUUUUAUUAUAACAUAGUUUGAUCUGAAAGACUUUGUUCAUGAGGCUGAAAAAGUUGAUAAUUAUACAGUUAAUCAUUUUAUUUAGAAACUGUUGUACAUUUAUAAAUAUUCAAAGGCUGAUUGGUUAAAUUGUCUUAUAGUGAACUCCCACAUUGAGUUUCUACUUUUUUUGAAUAUAGACUCACUGUGUCACUUGUAAUCUGUCACUCACAUAGACACCCACACACUCGGUGAUCUACUUCUAUCUCCAGCUUGUGUUGACGUAGCAGAUACUCAUCCCUUCAACUCCUCCUUCACUACACCUCCUUUUUCACCUUCUCCAAGACAGCUGUCCUCCUCGGUUUGUCUGAGUGCGUCUCCUCACGAUGCUGCUAAGACUAGUUUGUGUUUCUUCUCCACAGCCAGAGGGGAUUUGCUCACUCCGGCCUGCCUCUUCAGUAGUCCUUUACCCUGAGGCGAACUAAGAGAGGUGUUCGGUGUCCGUCCAGGUGGUUCCUGAAUUUGGUCACUCUUCUGGAUCUUCCGAGGGGUCAGCGCCCAUGUUUUUUUAAACAUGUUUGGAGCCAAACCUGGGUCAAGACUACACAGGCCAGCAGGACUGAAGAGGAUGGUGAUGGGUCCACCUGAGGUCCUUUGGGUGCUGCAGCUGCUCUUCACGGUCUGCUUAUGUAAGGUAUAGAAAAAACCCUGCACCUUCUUCUAACUUCUAAUCUUUCUAUGUGGACAUGAAGUGUGUCAGACCAGCCAGAGUAACUGCAGCUCAAACUUUACAUUAAUUAUCAGCCAAUUGAAUUGAUAGAGACUUAUUUAUGAAUCUGUGCUACAGGGAGAAAAAGUUCUCACUUACUUGACAUGGUGAAAAUAAGUUUUAUAGAAUAACCAAUAACACUUUUGGAGAAAAAAAAAGUCUAGAAUUUUUUUUGGCUCCAUUUCAAAUCCCAUACCCAGAGCCUGAAUUUGUUUCCAUGGAAAGUUAUUUAUAGCUCUCUAAAACAGGCUUUGUUGAAUAUUUCCAGCAAGAAAUGAGAGGCUUCAAGGAUCAACAACAUAAAAAGGACUAGAUAAAUAUAGUAUAAGCUGCCAGAAGACUAGAGGGUAGCAUCUCGAGAUUUUUUCUCCCAGAUCAAGUCAAACGGAUUUCUCUUAUUUUCUUAUUUUUCUACUCUCGUGAUUAAGACACAGUGCUGCUGCUGCUGCUGCUGCUGCUGCUGCUGUCGAUCUUUUAUUGUAGGUUUCUAUUUUACCUUAUUUUGGCUCAUUUUGGAGGACUGAUUACUUUGGGUGUUGCUUUGUUUAUAUUCUGGAUUUCUCUACUUUUGCUUUGCCUCCAGUCAAAUUCAUUGACCCUAACUUCCCCGUAGGUGUUUGAUAUCACUCAGAUGUCAUGUUGGCUUCAGUGUUGCCCCUCCGUCUCCCGUUGAGUGUGUUACCCCUAAGUGCUGCUGAUUGAAAUAUUCAUGUUAGUUCAGCGUAUUUGCUGAAGGGCGUUUUAUGUAUAAUCCAUGCAUAUCCUGGGGGUUCCCUUUUGAGACGAGGACGCUUGAGCAUGUAACCGCUGAUGAGAACAAAGCCACCAUAAAACAUUUAACGUUUGUUCGUUAAAUUGUCGGCAUGUAACCGCUCCAGGCGCGAACCACCGAGCUGUUCUUUUGUAGUCGUGCUGUACCAUGAGGAGUGCUCUCUUUCAUCAGCUUCACAUGUAUGUAUGACAAAUAUAGAAGUGUAUAUUUGUCAUUGUUGCAGCAGCAUGAAACGGGACAACUUCAAUUAUUUUGACCAUCACUGAAAAUCGUGCUCCUCAACUUGUUCGCUCCAUGAAUGUACUACAGACACGAGAAAUUGCUUCUGUUUGGUGUCUGGUUUUUGUCAUUUUUAUUGUGUUGGAAAUUUUCUCCACAAAAGGAAGACCAGUAAACAGAACAUGAAAAACAAAAAUAGAGUUACAGAAACGGACAAAAAAGAACAUUUCUGUGGCUAAAAGGAAUGAAUUAGAAGUAGCGAUGACAAAAAACUAAAAUGUAUUCCCUUACAAAGUAAAAUGGACCCAGUGAAGAGCCCGCUCAAUUUAGUUUACAUGUGAGGUCUGUAUGAAAGAGGAUUAGGGCAACAAGAAAAUAAAAUAAAAAAAUUUUUGUUUUAUUUUUUUUAUUUUUUAAAUAAGUUUUUUUAAAUUUUCAUUUCAAGAUUUAAGUUGAAAUUUAAAAGUCAAAAUUUCAACUUUAUUCAUGUAGACCUUCAUCUCAAAUUUUAAAUCUUAAAAUUUCGACAUUAUUUACGACAUUUCGUUAUCUUGAAAUUUCGAUUUAAAUGUCGAAAUUUCGACUUUAUUGACAUAAUUUUGAUUUUUCCAUUCUGGAUACUUGACUUUGAUCUCUAAAUUUCAACUUUCACCUCCUUCCUGUAAUUAUGUCUUUCUCUUCAUGUGGCCCCUACAGCUGAAAUCAACUCGCCGUGUAUCUUCAGCAGAGCUGCUCUCGAUACGAUGCUGAUGCGCGUCCUGUACGCUUUGCUGCAUUGACAAGAACGGCGACCUAUUUGCUGCGUGAUAUGUGACACUGCUGCCACGCUCCAAAUACGCAUCCUGCAUGUUUUAGCCUUUAUCCUCUUUCGUAGGUCUGUCCUUCCUGCCUUUGCACGAGGAGAUGUGGAGAGUACUUCUCCCCCUGUUGCUCCUCGCCAUGCCUUUAACUCAAACACAUUGAAUUAAGUGUUUUUUUAAGUCUUAUUAUAUCAGACGCUGGUAACAACAGUCGUGUGAUUAUACAUGAAGGAAUGGAGAAAGAGUUGACCAUAUCUGGGGCAUAUAAUUGAUGUAGUGUUUCAUUAUUCUACCAUUAAUUAGUUAACCAUCACAGCCUUGUUACAUCAGCAAAUAUGCUUUUUUACAUAAAUAUGAAUUAAGAUUUUCUUUCAUCAUUUAUUCAUGAAACUGCAGCUGCAACCAAGCGUAAUAAUUACACGCAGCUUCUCGAUUAUCAUGGCAGCUACACGAGGUACAUAAUUUAUGAAAGUUUUUAUUAAACAUCAUUAAGGGGGAUAAUUACUCACAAUUUUAGUGUUUCUGAUCCUCUUCUGAAGA
This is a messenger RNA of Xyrichtys novacula (pearly razorfish), 55778 nucleotides long. NCBI's taxonomy places the organism in Eukaryota, Metazoa, Chordata, Actinopteri, Labriformes, Labridae. The record is from the annotation of a GenBank genome assembly.